Podarcis lilfordi (Lilford's wall lizard) is the source of this 54722-nucleotide messenger RNA. Lineage: Eukaryota; Metazoa; Chordata; Lepidosauria; Squamata; Lacertidae. The record is from the annotation of a GenBank genome assembly.
AGCGAGUUGCAUCUACAUGACGGAGGAAGGAGCACAGAGGGAAGGCUGAACGUCUAAUUUAUUUUUAGCAGCCAAUUGGAACUUUUUUCCCGAGAUGAAGGAGGGAAAGGAAAAAAAAAAAUUGGUGGUGUACGAGAGAGGCCAGCAGAAGACAGUGUAACCUUUGAGGCUCUGCUGCUUCUGCAAACGCCACCACUCAGCUGCUGAGGCGAGGGUCCAAAUGUCCAAACGGCCUCGAUUUUCUUUCGGGACGUCCUGCUACUAGUGUGGAUUCUGACUGGAGUGAUAAUGAUGGGGCCAUACAGCUGCUCCUGCUACCUCUUCCUUCUCCUGCUACCAGGUACCCUUAUUCCAGAAUAUUUAAGCCCAUUUUAAAAGACGGAAAGGCUAAGUGGCUGAAGAAUUUCUCCUGAAGUUAGGAGAGAACAGGGGGAUGGAAGGGGGGCAGCUCUAUCAAGAUACAGGUUUACUGGAUGUCAUUAAGGGCUCCUGAGUGGGAGGAAAGCAGAACUGACCCAAGGGGAGACCAUGUCUCAGUCUUGCUGCAAUGGACUGAUUGUGCAACCAGCCAUUCAAAAUUCCUUGUGCCUUCCUUUGGCUUAGCCUCUCUGCAAAUGGUAGUAGUAGUUGUUGUUGUUUUUAAAUCUUUUUAUUUUAAGUGUUUCAUUUUUUUAAAAAAGCUGACUCAUCAGCAAAAAAUCGCUCUCUGAGUGGUUUACAAACCACUACAAAAGAGGCAGUCCUUGCCUUCAGGCUUAGAAUCUGAAAGAGACACAGCACAGAAGGAAAAUGGUUGGGCGGGAGGAGGUAAUACACAAGCUCAGGUUCAAGUUGGAGGCAGUGGUGGCCACCAACUUGAAUGGCUUUAAAAGAAGUCUGGACAAAUUGAUGAAGGACAAGGCUAUCAAUGGCUACUAGCCACAAUGGCUACGCUCUCUAUGGUUGGAGGCAGUCAUGCUUCUGAAUACCAGUUGCUGGAAGCCACAGAAGGGGAGAGGGUUCUUAUGCUCUGGUGCUGCUUGUGGGCUUCCCACAGACAGCUGUUGGUCCACUCUGUUGUUGCCAACCUAGCAGUUCGUAAGCACACCAGUGCAAAUAGAUAAAUAGGUACCGCUGCAGCGGGAAGGUAAACAACGUUUCUGUGCGCUCUGGUUUCCAUCAUGGUGUCCUGUUGCGCCAGAAGCACUUUAGUCAUGCUGGCCACAUGACCUGGAAAAGCUGUUUGUGGAUGAACGCCUGCUCCCUCAGCCUGAAAGCGAGAUGAGCGCCACAACCCCAUAGUUGCCUUUGACUGGACUUUACCGUCCAGGGGUCCUUUACUUUACCACUCUGAGAAUGAGAUGCUGAACGAGAUGGGCCGCUGCCCUAAUCCAGUAGCCUUCUUCUUAUGUCCCAGUGAUCUGUCUUAAAAAUAAUGAUUUGGGUUCAAAUCAGUGCCUUAGAGCAUUCAUACAAAGAACUUCGCAUCCAUGAUAUCAGUAAUCCCUGUGACAGCACUGUGAGGUAGGUCUGAAGCAUUAUUUUAACAUUAGAAAUGAAGGUACAGUGGUACCUCAGGUUACAUACGCUUCAGGUUACAGACUCUGCUAACCCAGAAAUAGUACCUUGGGUUAAGAACUUUGCUUCAGGAUGAGAACAGAAAUUGUGCUCCGGUGGCGUGGCGGCAGCGGGAGGUCCCAUUAGCUAAAGUGGUGCUUCAGGUUAAGAACAGUUUCAGGUUAAGAACGGACCUCGGGAAUUAAUUAAGUAGGUACUUAACCUGAGGUACCACUGCAUUGAAGUGGUGGACGAGAUCCAACAUCACACCCUGGGAUGUUACGGGGUCUCCCUUCCUCUCUUCUCCUCUUCAGCGCCCACCCACCCAAAUCUGCUCCAGAGUUCCCCUACCCUGUGGACCAGAUUUGGGGGAGGGAACUGAGAAGCUGCCGAGGGGAGAGAAGUGGAACUCUUCUUUAACCAAGCAGGAUGUCACAACUGGAUAACCCCGAGAGAUGAAGUCAUGACACAGGCGAGAUCUUGUGUCAUCUUAAAAAGUAACAUAUUAAUUACGGCAUAAGCUUUCACAGACUACUUCAUCAUGCAUGAAGUGUUGUCCUGAGCUAUAGGUAUAAAGACACAUCUUUUUUGGAGGGGAAGCAGGGAUUGCAAACAGGUUGGAGGGAAAUGAAAUGUGGAAAACUAUUACCUUGCUAUACAUAAAAGUAUAUAGCAGUGUUCGCCCACCUGGUGCCCUCCAGAUGUUUUGGACUACAACUCACAUCAGCCCCCGCUAGCACAGCCAUGCCGUAACCCAGCAUGUUAUGGUUUCAAAGUCCACAAUAAAAAGUCACCAAUUUAAUCUUGGAUUUACUCGCACAGAGACCACAAAAGUAACCUGGAGGGAGAUUAACUAUGAAUAGCUAUUGGCCAGAUAACAUGAACGGCCAGCUCUCUCCCAGCUCUGAGUGGGAGACACCUUUUUUCUCUCUCUUUAAGAGGGGUCCUCAUUUCCUUCUCUCUAGUUAUAAUGAGAACUUCAUCGCUUCUGGUCACUUUUGCCUUCACUGCAGGGUUACCCCGACAAUGUAAGCUCUGCAAGACCUGAGCAUGAUAAGUUAAAAGAGCUUCUCAUGAAAAUACACUUUGCUAAACCUCAGCUGCUGGACAGCAGAGAUCUAGCAUCUUGCAGGUACUAGGUGGAUCUGCAAAGCAGAAUAUAAAAAUCAAUCUUACACAGUGAAGCCAAGUUUUAUUUACGUUUAGAAAUCAGGUCUGAUUGGCAAAGCUGUCCACUGCCUUUUAUUGCAUUGGGACUGACAAUAACUUUGUUCCAUGUUUCCCCAAAACUACAUUUCCAAGGGGCUUCUUGAGCCUUGGGGUCAGGAGGAAUCACCCCAGAUCUUUUUCUUUUCUGGGGCUUACAUACAUUGCACAUCAAUAGUUUUGCACAACUUCUGUUCAUUUCAGAGGGGCUUGUUUGGAAGAACUUUCUGAAGGUGGAUUGUGUCCCUGGGGGUCAGAUCCGUCUCAUUUCCCACUCUUCCACCCAUUAAUGGCACCCAUAACAUCUUACUGGAAGUAAGAACUUGCUUUGUACUACAUGGGAACAAAGGAAGCUGCCUGAAGUAUAGGUGGGUUACCACGAUGCAAGAUGCAGUGAUAACAGCAAGAACCUUUUAUUAAACUACAUGACUGGCAAACAGGGGCAAAGCAACUGCUUAUAUACAUUUCUGAAAGCCUGAGCCACUCCCAACGUGAUUGGCUGUCUAAACUUCCAAGCUGCGAAUCACGACUCAGAGUUCAAGGACCAAUGGCAGAGGCCCAAAUUCUGAAAUGUUCUGUGAUUGGACAUCAUGUAUCGAAUCAGAACACACGAGCUCAGGAUCCUUAGUCCAGACUCAAGCUCAGGCAAACACAGACCGCUGAAUAUAUAAUACUGCCUUUUCCCUAGCCAGACUACUGACCCAUCUAGCCCAGUAUUGUUGACACUGACUGGCAGCAGCUCUCCAGGCUAUCAGGCAAGAGUCCUUCCCAACCUACACAUUUAAAGCUAUAUCAUGCCACUUUAAACAGUUACAGCUUCCUCGCAAGAAUCCUAGGAAGUGUAGUUUGUUCAGGGUACUGAGAGUGGUUAGGAGACACCCCCACAUUCCCCUCCUGCUUUGGAUUCAGCACAGAGCAGGGCAUGCCUCUAUUUCCCCAGCUUCCAACCUCAGCCAAUAAUCCUAAUCGUACUUCACCUGUACAGUGGUGCCUCGCAAGACGAAUGCCUCGCAAGACGAAAAACGCACAAGACGAAAGAGUUUUCCGUUUUUUUAGUCGUUCCGCAAGACGAAUUUCCCUAUGGGCUUGCUUCGCAAGACAAAAUGUCUUGCGAGUUUGUUUCCUUUUUCUUAAAGCCGCUAAGCCGCUAAGCCGUUAAUAGCCGCUAAGCCGCUAAUAGCCGUGCUUCGCAAGACGAAAAAACCGCAAGACGAAGAGACUCGCGGAACGGAUUAAUUUCGUCUUGCGAGGCACCACUGUAAUUGUACUUCAGAGUACAGGUGUGUGGGAACUCAUGUGACUGGAUGAAAUUUAGCUUUUCAACAACUAGCAUCGCAAGGCUAGACUCCCAGCGCCGCCACCACCACAUAAUAUGCUGGUUUUCUGUGUAGGAGGAUUUUUUCUGUAUGGAUUUGAUUGCAGGAAGUGUUCCAGGUGAGACACAGGCAGGGCCACUUCAGCCACACUCAUAAGAACGUAAGGAGAGGCAGCUGGAUCAGGCCAAAGGUCCAGCAUCCUGUUCUUCCAGUGACCAACCAGAUACCCCAAUGGGAAAUCUGCAAGCAGGAGCCAAGCCCAAGAUCCCUCUCUCUUCCUGCGGUUUCCAGCAAUUGAUAUUCAGAAGCAUUGCUGCCUUCAGUGAUGGAGGCAGAGCACAGCCAUCAUGCCUAAUCGCUAUCGAUAGCCCUUUCCUCCUCAUUCUCCAUCUCAAGGACAUGAUUCAAGCAAGUCUCCCACCCUCCUCUGGUCCCUACAUUGUGCUUUUCCUCUUUCCCUCCCACGCCUUACUCUUUCUCUCUGUUGACUAUUUCUGGACCACUCCCAGCUCUGGAGAUGCUGCUAACCAGCUUAUAUUUUUAUGAAUGGAUAUUGCAGGCUUCUUGAGAGCCUUCCUUUUGCAGCACCCGUUGUGAUUUAGCAAGCUUGUUUUUGAAGCUUCCUACAAGCCAGGAGGGCAGAAGGGAGGUAGCUUUGGUUUCCAUUUAUUCCACCAGAUCCUCUUGUUCUCCACUCCCCCAUUCCCUCCCCCCAAAUCUAUUGACAAUGCUAAGGCUUUGAAAAACAGCAAGUCCUUGAAACGUUGCAAAGGAUUCUGGGAUUCUUCUCUCAUAUUGUACUUUGCCAGUAUUAAGUAUUGCUAAUCCUGGCCCUGCCUGAAAAGCUGGAGAGCUUCUGUCAGCCGGUGCUGACAAUACUGGGCUAGAUGGACCGAAGGUCUGAGUCAGUGUUAUGCAGCUUCCUGCAUUCCUGUGAAAGGUGGGGGGUUAAGUGUAGGAAAAUAAAUAAAUUAAAUUUGCCUGCCUCAAGUCUAAAUAGAGAGCAGGAUUAACAAUGGACUUGACUCAAGGCUAAUGUUGACAAACAUUACACCCCCACGUCAGAGAAUUUUGCUCACAGAAACAGAGAAAUCAGUUGCAUUAGAAAAAAAACAAGAUUACAGCUACAGUGGUACCUCUGGUUACGUACUUAAUUCGUUCUGGAGGUCCGUUCUUAACCUGAAACUGUUCUUAACCUGAAGCACCACUUUAGCUAAUGGGGCCUCCCACUGCCGCCGCCGCAUGAUUUCUGUUCUCAUUCUGAACCAAAGUUCUUAACCCGAGGUACUAUUUCUGGGUUAGCGGAGUCCGUAACCUGAAGCAUCUGUAACCUGAAGCAUAUGUAACCCGAGGUACCACUGUAUUAAAAUACAGUGGUGCCUUGGUUCUCAAACUCAAUCCAUUCUGGAAGUCCAUUAGACUUCCAAAACGUUUGCAAACCAAGGCUCUGGAAACAAUUCCGACAGCCGAAAUGGAUGUUCGGCUUCUGAAAAACGUUCGCAAACUGGAACUCUUAUGCUUUGCAGCGUUCGGGAACUCAUUUGUUCGUCAAUUAAGCUAUUCAGGAACCAAGGUACCACUGUAUUGAGUUAGGUGUGUUGAUGGAUAGAAUAAAAAAGAACUUAACAUGGUCCUCUAAGACCCACCCCACCUACCAAUUUUCUCUUGCUCUGUGAAGAAUGAGUUUUAAGAACCAAAGCUCGACAAUAGUUUUCUUGACUCUUUCCACUGUGAAAUCCUUGUUCUGGUGGAAUGAGUGAGUUGGAUGCUGCCCUUAGUGAGUAAACUCUUAUGUCACUACCCCACACAAGCUCUGGGGAAAGAAGGGCACAGAAGCUCAUUUUCUUUUUCAGAUGGGAAUGAAGACUUGGGGAGGAGGGCAAAGUGAAGCCUAAAAGAAAUUAAGAGCUUAAGAAGAGCCUGCUGGAUCAGGCCAAUGGCCCAUCUCUCCCAGCAUCCUGUUCCCACAGUGGCCAACUGGAUACUUCAUCUGGAAACCCACAAGCAGGAUUUGAGCAAAAGAUCCCUUUCCCAUCCUUCUUGUGGUUUCCAGCAACUGGUAUCAAGAAGCAUUACAGUGGUACCUCUGGUUAAGAACUUAAUUCAUUCCGGAGGUCUGUUCUUAACUUGAAACUGUUCUUAACCUGAGGUACCACCUUAGCUAAUGGGGCUUCCCGUUGCCGCCGUGCGAUUUCUGUUCUCAUCCUGAGGUAAAGUUCUUAACCUGAGGUACUAUUUCUGGGUUAGCAGGGUCUGUAACCUGAAGCGUCUGUAACCUGAAGCGUCUGUAACCCGAGGUACCACUGUACUGCCUCUGACCAUGAAGGCAGAGCAUAGCCAUCCUGGCUAGUAGCCAUUAAUAGCCUCCUCCUCCUCCUUCUCCAUGAAUUAGUCCAAUCUUCUUCCAAAGCCAUCUAAGUUGGUGGCCAUCACUGCCUCCUGUGGGAGGGAGUUCUAUAGUUUAACUGUGUGCUGCAUGGAGAAGAACUUUCGUUUAUUUGUCCCGAAUCUUCUGAGAUCCAGCUUCGUUGUAUGUUCUUGACUUGUAGUGUAAUUUUCUACUCACCUGUUAUGUCACCUCAUACUCGCGUUCUCAAUAAAAUUAAAAGCCCCCAAACACUGCAACCUUUCUUCACAAAGGGAUUUGCUCCAUCCCCUUUUCUGAACUUUUUCCAACUGUGCAAUAUCCUUUUUGAGGAGAGGUGACCAGAACUGUCCCCAGUAUUCCAAAAGCGGUUGCACCAACAAUGUAAUGUGUUUGAACUGCCUAUAACUGUUCCUUGGACUUCUUAGCUGCUGGAAGAAUGUAGGGAUAGGUGAAUCUGCAAAUUUUGGUUUCUAAAUUUUCCAUUCUUAAAUUCAGAUUUCCACGUCAGAUUUCCACGUCAGUUUAGGGUGAUCUAAAAAAGAAACACCAAGUCCUAAUGAAAAUUUAAGUGCGAAUUUCCCCCAGUGUGCACAUUUGUAUGCAAUUUUACCUAAUGCACUCUUUUUUUUUUUGCAAAGUAACCCUCUAUAAUGUUUAAUCUUUAGUAUCUUAUUUUCAGUACUAUAUGCACACUUUACUUUGCAUUGCUCUUUACUUGGCGUUGCAAAAUUCAGAGCUGUGAGAAUGAGUGUGGAUUUCUCCAAAUAAACAUAUUUUUGUAUGCACUUUAAUGUGCAUGUUUUUGAAAACAAAUUCUCCUAAUAUGGUGCAUUUUUUGUAUGUUAUUUUCACUAAUAUGUUCAUUUUCAUGCAUACAUACUUUUACCUAACGUGCAUUUUUUGCAAACAUUCCUUUGUUGGAGAACUGCAUUGCAAAAUUCAGAGAAGUGCGAAUUUUGAAGGCUGGCUGUGUUUCAGUUUGUGCAUUAUUUAACAAAAAUGCAAAUUUGGUAGGUUUGCCUUUAAAGGCGAACUCAAUAAAGACGUUGUGUCCCAUCUCUAGUCAAUAUUCCAAGACAAAGGCAAGACGGAUUGGUUUGAAUUCGCCCCCUUUAAUUGGUGUUUCCUAAAAUAUGCUUGUGGGCUAUGAUUCCUUUGCAAAGCUUUUGCUACACCCACCACAGGAGAAAAUAAGCCAUUUUGACUGCUCAUGUGAGAUCUCUGGGAAGCAAGGAGGAGACCAAAAUUUUGGGAUUUGUGAAGAGAAAGAACCUGGUACUUUUUUCUUAAAAAAAAAGAAAAGAAAUGUAUUUUAAAUUGGCAAAAAGACAGCAGUCUAACAAAACAAAACAAAACAAAAAGUCUAGCAGUAUCCUUUUCCCAGUCUCUCUCUCUCUCUCUCUCUCUCUCUCUCUCUCCCCCCCCUCUCUCUCUCUCACACACACACACACACACACACACACACAAACACAUCACUAGCAUCAGUGAUGGUAGUGGUGACAGCAAACUAUGGCUGUUCUGCCCUCCCACACCUCAUCGCCAUUCCACCCAGCAUCUGCCGCCUGAGGCAGAUGCCUCACUCUGCCUAAUCGUAGGGCCGGCGCUGAACCUAUGCAAAGACCCUAUGGCUAGAGAGAUGAAUUAGGAAUGGCUUCAGGGCUCCACAUUAGGAGCCUCCCAGACCCUGAGAUUUCAGGGCCCAAACCUGAGAUCUAGGGGCAGCACCUGGUGAUGUCACAGGGCAGGCCCUGGAGACACAGGUCAAUAGGGACGGCGGGGGAGGGAGCAAAGGAGGACCGACCUUCCACUCCCGGAGUGUCUAUGCUACAAUCUGCAGCCAACUCCUGUUGGGCCGGAGCUUGCAAGCUGCACGCACGGUCUUCUUAAUAUUUAUAUUUAUUAAAUGCCCCUCACCCACCUGGAGAUUCGAGAUCUCCACCUGCCACCUGGAGGGAACCAGGCACACCUGGAGAUGUUCAGCUCAGACCUGGAGGUCUGGAACCCCUAAAUCGGUGUGAGAAACAAUGUAUCCAACAUUACAGCAAAGUAUAGGGCGCACACCUGAAUUCUGGAUAACAUCAUGUGAACUCAGGUUUUUUUAAAACACAGCAGUGGGAACGCAGUGAGUGUGCAGAGGGAAUCCAGAAGUCUAAACUGUAAGGCUGUGCUCACUUUCCCAGUAAAGGGGAAUGUGAGCAGAGCCUUAGAGUCUAGACUUUUGGAUUCCCUCCCCUCUCCAUCAGUAGUUGAACUACACCAGCCAGCCUGGUGCCCUCCAGAUGUUUCGGACCACAACUCCAAUCAGCCCCAGUGAAGAGUCCAAAACAUCUGGCAAAGGCCAAGCUACACGGUACAAACAGCAAGGUUUGCUUUUGAACUUGUAGUGGAGGUUUGCCGGGCACAUUCUCCAUAAGUAAGAAGCAGUCCAUGAUUGCUUUGCUUGUUUCCGUUUGGCAUUUGGAAUCUGGGGCAGGGACAGACAGAGGUGCCAUUGUGCGAGAGGCACUGACAGCGACACCCUUUCCAUACACAUCCACUUGCGAGCCAGGAAACGCUUUGCUCUUUUCUCCGGGGCUUUGCCAGAUUCUGAGCUGCCGUUGGGAGGGCAGGACUAUUGCUGCUGACCUCCGUUUCUGGAAAUCGUUCCCUCAGAUACUGGCGAUGAUGACUUUGACGCUACCUGCUUCUGUUUUUCUUCCUUCCUUGCUGACAAAUGUAAAACACUGGCACACUUAUUUCCAACAAAUAGAUUUCGACAGCUUCCAUGUUGUCUUUUGCCCCAGGCAGAAUGCUAGGGACAUUAAUACUAAUUUUCAUAUGGAAAGCAAUUUGUACAAUUUGUAUGAAGGCCCUCCAACAAUCAGCUAUGUAUGUAUUGUUGGCUAAGCCCAGGUUUCCAGCGUGUAAGAGUGCGUUUCCUUUGCCAUGGAGUAACUGCAGCAAUUGGAGAGCAGGAUUACAUUCAUAAGAUAGUAUGGUUGCUCUGUAGGCUUCAGGUCAUUUAUUUAUUUGCAGUAUUUAUAGCUCACUCUUUAUUGAAUGUUUUCGAUCCUGGAGCUGGGAACAAAGUAAUAAAAAUAAACAGAGGAAAUCAAUAUACAAAAAUUACAAAAUCAAAUACACAGGACCAAUAAACAACAUAACCAUUCUAUCAUAAGGUAAAACAAAAUUACUACAGCAUUAAUUAAUACUUCCAAUUUAACAAAAUACUACUGCUAAUAAUAAUAGUGUCAGAUAGUGAUGUGCAGGUGGAUUUGCUGGCCUCCAACAUUUCCUUACUGACAGAGAUAGACAUCAUUCAGGGGUCUUCCCCUCCAUUUUACAAAUUAAACCACUGCCUUUACCCUGAUAUCAGAUGUGUGUAAAAGAGUGAUCCAUGGCUAGAGACAAGGGGGAAAGUGAGGCACUCUGCACACGAUCAGGAACACUGCCAUUUUUACUAUUGUCUCAAAUGCACCUGGGCUGCAGGGCUGAAAACAGAUUCUCAGGCGCAGCUUAAUCCUUCUUAUAACGACUACCUGCCACAGGAGAACAGAGAAGUCUUUCUGAGCCAGCCAGAAGGGUAAACAAUGUUUUUGCAGGGCCAAGAUAAACUCUCUGUCCAAAUUUCAAAUACUGGCCCAUGUUUGCUCCUGGCCUUCCCUUCCCUCCAGAGUGCGUUCGCUGAGCGGAUGUGGGAUUGUGCCGGUAACUUGAAACGGACGAAAUUUGUUGGGAACUUUGUGAAAGUUGGAUUGGAAUUUUGGCUCAUAAGGCUGUGCCAUGGCGGACUGCGGUGGGUGGGUUGCUGUUUUAGCAGCUGCAAGCAUUAGAUCGUUUUUCUUAUUCUUGAGCAAAGAAACCUCACCCCUCCUCAGCACACACAUUCCCAACAACAUGGCCGUAAGUUUAGGAGAUGCAAAGCAGGCAGAUGGCGGUAGAAGGUCUGUGUGAGAGAGUAGUUCCCAAACUGUUUUGAGCAACCACCCCCUUGGUUCCACAAACUCGUGGACAUUCAGUUAACGUCAGGGAAUGGUCUGGAUCUGAAGAUUGGGGAAUGCAGUUGCAGGCAGAUCAAUUCCUCUCAGAAGAGGAGGGGGAAUACACACCCACACCCACACCCACACCCACACCUACCUCCAGCAUUUUCAGAAGCAGAGAGAGAGGCAUACAUAGACACAGAAGCUGAGCAGAUUAGGGAGGAGUUACCCAGCUAUGAGAUAAUGACAAGAGAUCCAGAAGGGAGGGGGCAGCUGGGAGACACAUCAACUGAGAGUGUGUGGAAACCCCCCUCCCCAGGGACUCAGAGGUCCAAACGUAUCAGAGAACAUAGGAGGCUGAGAGGGGGAGGAACUUCCCAUUGGCGCACUCCUUGCUGCGGAAGUCAGAAGGAGGAUUCAGAGUAGGCAACUGAUCUUGCGGAAGGUUUUCUGUUUGUGCUUGCAACAUGAUAUUGUAAUAAAUGACUAUAAAACUAUCAACUGCUCGUUAAUUAUUAUCUGUGAGCUACUGAAGGGUGACGGGAACUCCCACACUUGACAGUUAAGUUGAAUGUUGGAAGAUUAAGGCGGAUAAAAGGAAGUCCUUCCACUGCGUGCAGUUAAACUAUGGAAUCUGCUCCCACAGGGGGUGGUGAUGGGCUCCAUCUUGGAUAGAUUUAAAAGAAGAUUGGACAAAUUCAUGGAAGAGAAGGCUAUCAACAACAACUUCAAAACAUUAGCCAUUACAGUGGUACCUCGAGUUACAUACGCUUCAGGUUACAGACGCCGCUAACCCAGAAAUAAUACCUCGGGUUAAGAACUUUGCUUCAGGAUGAGAACAGAAAUCGCACGGCGGCGGCACAGCGGCAGUGGGAGACCCCAUUAUCUAAAGUGGUACCUCAGGUUAAGAACAGUUUCAGGUUAAGAAUGGACCCUCAAAACGAAUUAAGUUCUUAACCCGAGGUACUACUUUAAUUGCACAUUUAUUCAAAAUCCAAUUAAAACAAUUUAGUUAAAUAAUUGAACAAAAUUGAUGAUCCAGUGAUACCAGUUUUUCAAAGUCUGAUGGUACCCUGCCAGCACCCCAAUUUCUCUUUGUGCUCCCCUAAAUAAUCCCACGGCCUCCCAGGGGAUGGUACCACUCACCUUGGGAAUCACUGGUGUCAGGCCAUGAGCCCAAGUUCCUGUGAUCGACAUGUAGAAACAGGUUUCAGCCCACAAAGUUGUUUGUUUAUGGACUGACUAUUUUUUUAAUAAUUAGUACAAUUACUGCACAUAUGUCAAAUCAUAAGCAAAAAAUAAGGUAGGUCCCUCCUGUGAGGAGCUUACAGUUUGAAAUUUGAUCACAAGAAAGGAAAAUACCAGUAUAUAUUCUAAAAAUGAUUUGGAUCCUGUUUUCUGGAAAUAAUGCUUGCUUUCAUAUAGGGCUGUAUCAAACCACCCCCAAAUUAGUGGUUCAUCCAGUUUUGGAGGUGCAGUUUUGGAGAGGGAUGGCGAUUGAAGAACACACACACACCCCACUCAAAACUGCAGCCCCAAACAGUAACCAAAAUGAUGCUUCCAGGUCCACUACCUGCAAGAGAUAGGUGAAUUUAGAAUAGCUCUUUUCUUUCACUCUCCAAAUCCCUUGUUGCUCUUCCUUCCUGCAUUUUAGGUGGGGUUGGUCUAGAUGAUCCUCAGGGUCCCCCAACUCUACAAUUCUCUUAUUCCAAGCAGUGUCUGCUGGAAAUAUUUUGACCUGGUAGGGCUGCAAUUUUUAACCCUGCCGUUUUCAUCCCAGUAGGACUUGUAAAACAGUUAUUUAGGAAAGUGUGCCAUUCUACACGUGCAGAGUGCUACUGUCUCCUCCUCUCUGAAAAAACAACCCGCCAGAUUCUCUGCACAUCUAUGGAGAGGGAAAGAGGGUCCAUGUGCGAGGGCUCAAGUAUGAUUUUCAGACAAGAUUGACUCCACAACUCUUAUUUGGAAAUUGAGCCUUAUCAGAUGACAUAAGUUUCUGAAUCCAUGUAUUCACCCAUUGCCAAAAAAACCCACAGAUAUAAAUGCGAGGAAAAUUUUAUUCCCGUUGCAUGCAGACCCCCCAAAAAAAACCUCUGGGGGAAAAUCAGUUUAACUAUUCAUUAUCCAAAACAUUUCCCCCCCCCCCAUCAAAAAACAAAGAAUUCCAACCCAGGGGCUGGGGGAGAUUCUUUCCUUUGAGCCAGGACACAUCAGAGCAUAGCAGAACACAUUUGCAGUUCCUGACUCAGUCCUGAAAAUGCGGCAAAAUAAUCUCUGUUCAUGUACAGGGUUCAUAACGCCAGGUGAUUUAAUGAUAAAAACGGUAUUUGCUAUAGAAAGAGACUCAUAAUUGCUGGCUUGCUUGUUCUCUCUGUGUGUGUGUCUGUCACAAAACAAAUACUAAACUAACCCCGCCCCCCAGCUCCUCAAAAUAGGAUUGUUGUUUUUCUGGCUUUCAAGGAAACAACUUUAAAAAAGAUAAAGGACCCCUGGACGGUUAAGUCCAGUCAAGGUGACUGUGGGGUUGCGGCUUUCAAGGAAACAGCUCUGAGCAUGCUCAGAAGCAGUGUAUGAUUCUGAUAGGCUAAUGCAAGCACAGAGGGCUGCUUUUGAAGCAUCUCCUACAUCUGUUGUAGUGGCUGUGUUGAACAGGUCCCAUAGCAACAGACAGAGUAGGAGCUUUUCUACUAGGGCUGACUUUCUGGCAGUCCGAUCAGUCACACAGUUUACCAGUUUAGAGAUGGAUAGGAAGGACCUCUAGCUAUAUUUCUGGAUUAGGACUGGCUGAGUGAUGCAGAGAGCUGAUUGGCCAGAGAACAGAAGAUGGACAAAAAUGCCUCAGUAACUUCAAGGAAGUAUAAAAUGUGUGGGACAAGAAGUAGUGUUUGGCUUUGAGUUUUGGAGGAGGAAUUUUUUAAAAAACAAACCCUGUUUGACAUUUUUAGUGGGAGAGCUGUGCCGCAGUUGUCCAGUGGACUAGCCUCCACUGCCAUUAAGGUCUUCAGAGGAAGUUCCAAGUCACACCCUAUCUCAGGUUAGCUUGAUGAGUAUGAGCAGCAGGGGCUUCUCUGUGGUGGCACCUUGGCUCUGGAAAUCCCUUCCUGAGGACUGAAACCCUUUCUUCUUUGGGGUUUUGUAAAGAGUCUUUUUACAGUGUAUUUGUUUCUGCCUGUGGAAUAUGAGUCCUGUUGACGUUUAUUUUAUUACUUUUAUUGCUUGUUUUUUGGGGUAAUUUUGUAAUAUUUUGACUCACUCUGUGUGUGUGUGUUUUAAUGUUUCCAUGAGACAAUUUGGAGGAUGUCAGAUAGAAAAGUGGUUCAGUAAUGCUUGGGUUACCUUAUAAAUAAUAUAAAUCAACACACUCCUGUGUAUUGGUGAUGGCCUGAGUGCUAGCCAAUAUGUACCCUCCCUAGCCAGCAUAGUGUAUAUUGGCCCUUCUAGCUUACCUUACUAGGAAGUGCCUGAGUCGCCUCUCACUCAGGCCAUGGGUUUUUUGGUUCUAGUUCUGGAGUGCUGUUUGCAGCCUGCCGCACAGCAUCUUUUUCCGUUUAGUUUGCUGCCGUUAAAGUUCUUGUGGGUUAUGCAUCCUCUGCAUGACCUUCUGCUCAUGAUACAUUUUGGGCAGAUUUUCUCAAUCCAAGCUGUAUUUCCCACCCGGGUGCGGAAUAGUGAUGUUUGUACUGAGCACACCUCAAAGUGGAAGUGCGUGUGAAAGAAGGAGGACUAGUCUAAUCUGCAGGUGGAGCUGGGAGGACAUAAAGACCUGAUUUUGUUUGCUGUGAGAAUCCAGAGCGAUGGCAUUCAGGAGCCCCUGCUCCCAAACCUAAUGGUGACCAGUUGGAGUGUCUGUGGGCGUGUUAAUGCUGUGAGCCUUUCAAUUUUAUACUCGGCCCGUAUGUAUAAAUAAAAUCAUAUACUGUAUUACAGCGUCUCUAGUGACCUUCAUUCUUAUGAAACCUGAGGUAUUGCAGUCCCCGAGAUCUCCAUAAUUAUCACUAUUAUUUACACCAUUCUCAACAGAAAGUGCUCAGGACAGUGAACAAAUCAUGAAAUAUAAUGCAGACCAAAAACAGAUAGCAAAACAGACUUCAAAGCAGUAUCAAUACAACCAGCACCGCCAGUAGAAAAAACAUCACGAGGACAAUUUAAUUACAUGUUUAAUAUGUGUCACUUAAUGGGUCAAAUCUGUGUCAUUUAUUUAUUUAAGCAGAUUUCUAUCCUGCCUUUUCAUUUGAGUGCUAAAAGCAUCUCACAAUAAAAACCACAUAUCAGGUGACAGUAAUGUAAGUAAUAUGUGUAUAUAUAUUUGUAAAAAUGCUCUGAAUUUCUCUCUCUCCUUUUCUCAAUCAUUCAAGGGUUUGGAACUCCAUUUAACAUUGAUGUGAAGAGACCUCAGAUCUUCCGUGGCCCACAGGAAGCCCAGUUUGGGUACAAAGUCCUUCAGUAUACAGCCCAGGGGCAGAAAUGGUAAGUCAAGGCUGGUUAAACCUAACCUGCAAUAGCUGUUUUGAGUAUGACCAUUCCUCUCUUUUUUAUAGAUUGUCACCAAAACUUACAUGUACGUGGAAGCUUAAAACCACAGCCUCUGCCUCUAGUUCAAUUAUCCAGAAACCUGAGGGAAGACAUGUCCUUCCAGGGCCAGCCCUACUAUUAGACAAAGUGAGCUGACUGACCAAGGCAGCUAAUUUCCAGUGUCGUGGAAGGGCAACCUACUUGCUGCUUAGUUUUUAAAAUUUAACAUGUUAUUAUUUCAUAAAAGUGUGUUGCAUUUUUACUGCUGCCAGGGAGGGGAAGAUAUGCUGAUGGGAUUAUCUUUAGGCUUCAGGUGCCAAAAUAACUUGGCUAGCCUUUGACACUGCAAUUUGAUGGGCGGUGAGUGGUGAGUGGAGGAUUUCCUGCUCCACCACAGGGAGCAAAUUGUCUUAGGCCUGUUCUGUCUACAAAUAUAUUUUCUGUGGGGUUGGGGGGGGCGGUUAUAUUGCUCCAAAGGAGGGAGCCAAAUUAGCACUUUGAGUGCCAAGACAUAAGGGAGUGGAGUUUGUCUGUACCCUCUCACAGGUUGGGAAAAAAAUUAUUGAGGGAAUUCUUUGCAUCCGUCUUUAUAGUGGAAAAUCUAGGGCAGAUUCCCAGUGCCUGAACACUAACUUGUGCAGGAAGGGAGUCUGAGGAACUGAGGCAGAUAGAGGUGAUGAGGUGAAGUUCUAGGCCUAACAGACACAAUGAAAACUGACAAAAGUCCGGAUGGAAUCCACCCUAGAACUCAAGCGUGAAUUUCCUAAUCUUCUAACAAAAAUAUGUAACUUGGUCCCUCAGAUCAGCCUCCACACCUGAGGACUGGAAAGAAGACAGUGUAACACCAAUUUUUAGAAAAGGAAACUGGAUGGAUCCUUACAGGCUAGUUAGCUUGAUAUCUGUCCUGGGAAAACAUUGGGGUCUGCUGACCCCAGUGUGCGCCAGCUCUGAAAAUGAUCUGCACUACGGAUUGUUAGGAUUUGAAAAAUAAAACUGCCAAUAUCAUUAUGCCGUUAUAUAAAUCUAUGGUGCGACUGCACUAGGAAUACUAUGUGCAGUUCUGGACACCUCCCUUCCAAAAGGAUAUUGUAGGGCAGGAGAAGGUUUCAGAAAAAAGGCAGCCAAAAUGAUCAAAGGGAUGAAGUGACUCUCCCAUGAGGAAAGGUUGCCACGUUUGGGACUUUUUAAUUUAGAGGAAAAGCAAAAAAGAAGUGACAUGAUAGAAGUUUAUAAAAUUACACAUGGCAUGGAGAAAGUGGUUAGAGAAAAGCUUUUCCCCCUCUCAUAACAUUAGAACCUAGUGGUCAAUAACCCAGGUAAUAAACUGAAAUAGUCAUGAUGAUCAUGAUGAUAAAGAUGAUUACUUAAGCAUUUCUAGAUAUAUCUCUAAGGGGCGAUUUUGAGUGGAUUUUUUUACAGAGACUAGGGUAUGUGCUGAAACAUUCAGCGUUCCUUUUCUAGUGGCAGGGGGGUGGGGAGACUCUUUGAAUGAAGGUUUUGGCCUUGAGGCCAAGGAUCUAAGGAAUGAAACAGGCAAUGAUUUCCUGACAACUUGUGGUACCUCAAAAUCUGUCUUCCCCCACCACACCCUUGAGGCCUAAAUGCAGGUCUAAAAACAGCCCCCUGUUGCUCGUUUCUGCCUUUCCUCUGAGGCAGCUUCCACCUCUUCUCUGGCUUCCAGACCUCAGUCCUGCGUCAGUCCUGAAUCAGAAAGGGAAAUUCCGAGCUGCACCAAUGAUUUCCCCAAUUGUACAUCCGCUGGACUUGUUAAAGAACAAAAGAACAAAAGGGAACUGUUGGCAGCACUCGUGCACUUGAGAAUAAUUCACAGAUGGAGAAGAAAUUCAGUAUAUGCCAGACUUCCAUAUGCUGCCAUUAAGGGUGGCCAGGGAACUGGGUCCAAAGAUCACAUGAAACACAGAGGCACUCAAAAAGAGCCUCUGUGUGCAGCCGCCAUAGCUGCUGGUGGGUGUUUGGAGCGUCCCCUGAUGGCUCAGAGCCACAUGGAGGCUGUCCUGCUGAAUGGGUUCACCAGAUGUCUGGCCUCCUUAGCUUGAAAUGAUGCUGUGGGGGAGUUGGAAAUGGGAUGUCUCAUGAAUUUAUGUUAUCAGGGUGAAAUAUACUCGGAGUCGAGAGUGGAUUUCAUGUUCUUUAUUCAGCUCAUAGUGGUGAGGAGGAAUGGAAGUUACCCCAGAAUGUCUGCUUUAUAUAUAUUAUUUACACAAUGGGCCCCAUGUGAUUGGCUCAUUCCGGGAUUCUCCUGUAGGCCAAUCAGGUCGCGGAUUCACUUCCACCUGGAGCUGGAUUGGGUGGCUCCUGUGGACCAAUCAGACUGCUGCAUUCUGAAUCCUAUUGUUCUAGGACCGAUCAGACUGCUGCAUUUUGGAUCCUAUUCAACUCAGUACAUAACACAGGGAGACCUGAGCUUUUGACCUGAAAAUGGGAUUCAGUGUGGGUUAAGGUUUGCCAACUGAUCCAGGCCUUCUCUUGCGGUGUAGAAAGGUUUCUCAGCUUGGAGAUAAUGCUUGUCAUUCUCUGCAAGAUCCAUUUGAACAGUUGGCAGCAUUUCCUGGAGUUAGAGCACAGCUGUGACGGCUAGUAACCAUUGAUAAAGACUUUUCCCUGAAUUUGUCUCUUCCUCUUUUAAAGCCGUCCAAGCUGGUGGGCCUUUUCUGCCUCCUGCAGGAGGUUAAAGUCAGCUCCUCCUGCAGUGAUUAAUUCAACUUCCGCUGAUGCAUUUAAACUUCCAACAGCACAGGGUGGGUUUCAACGUAAAAAUACAAAAUAAGAACACAAAAUACCUAACAACAACCCACCCCCAAACAAACCAAUAACCCCCUUGCACAGACACAUUUAAAAGGCCAUGGAUUGUUUAAUCAGCCAAAGGCCUGGUUAUAGAGAAACCUUUUCAUCUGGUGCCUAAAGAUAUGUAAUGGAGGUGCCAGGUGAGCCUCCCUGGGGAGAGUACUCUACACAGUGGUGAAGGAAGGAGGUGCAGUAGGUCCACGCCACCCCAGGUGUCACCACUCAGGGGGGGUGACAAAAUGCUGGGUGGCACUCACUGGGAGAGACGCGGUGGUUUCGGCACGCAGGCUCUGCGCUGCCCAAAUGGUUCGCCCGCUUCCUCCCUCCUCCCAGCUGUAGGGUGGCUGAGUGGAAGGAGGCAGGCAGACUCCCGAGGCCCCACGGUGCGCCCCACCCCUAGGUGCGCCGCCCCAGGCGCCCGAACGCCUUCCUCCGCCGCUGACUCUACAAGUGGGGAUCCACUGCAGAAAAGGCCCAUUCUCAUGUUGCCACCCCCCAGACAUUUUGUAGAGGGGGCAGAUGAAGAAGGGCCUCAGAGGAUGAACACAGGCUCUGGGUUUCUUCACAGAAUCUUAGAGUUGGGACCCUAAGGUUCAUCUAGUCUAACCGCCUGCAAUGCAGGAAUCUCAGCUAAAGCAUCCAUGAUAGAUGGCCACCCAACCUCUGUUGGAAAACCUCCAAGGAAGGAGAGUCCACCACCUCUCGUGGGAGUCGGUUCCACUGCUGAAUAGCUCUUGCUGUCAGAAAGUUCUUUUUUACGAAUUUUUAGUUGGAAUCUCCUUUCUUGCAACUUGAAGCCAUUGGUUCAAGUCCGACCAUCCAGAGCGGGGGGAAACAAGCAUGCUCUCGCCUCCAUUGUGAUGACAGCCCUUUAAGAUAUUUGAAGAUGGCUAUCAUAUCUCCUCUCCGUCUCCUCUUUUCCAGGCUAAACACACCCAGUUCCUUCAAGUGCUCCUCAUGAGCCUUAGUUUCCAGACCCUUGAUCAUCAUGUGGGGGAUUGGUGUUAUAUACUCAAACCAUCUUGGGGGCAACCUGGCCUGCUGAAUUCAUCUCACUGAUGAGGAGUGGGGCUGACACACAGUUGCAUCUUUUGAUACCUCCAGAUAUUGUAAUAUGGUAGAACAUUGGGGUGAUAGGCUAAAUCCCAAGCAGCACCUUCAGAGGAAAACUGUGGGGAAUGCCCUACUUCCCCAUAAUAUAUUUCCAUUGUAUUACCAGAAUGAAGGAGGAAUCUGUGAUCUUGCUGGCGAUGAGGAAUCCAGGAAUCAGAUGCAAAGCUUAACAUGAUCAUUCUGUUUCCCAUGGAAAAGGCAUCUCAGAGUGGGCAAUGGGGCUAAUGAGCUUAGGGGGACUGGCUUCAGUGAGAAAGUGGGGCAGCGUGUCCGAUCCCCCCCCCAAACCAAGAACUGGGUUCUCCAAAGCCAACACUUUGGGGGGGGGUGUGCCAGUAAUGUAUUAGGGAUGCCUCCCUUUCCUUUCUCCAGCUUCUUUCCAGACACAUUGAGUGAGUAGAUGAGGUGGUGAGAACAGUUUUCGGGACCCCCUGGGAAAGGGGAUGGACAAAAUGAAGGGUGGGGGGAGAAAUGAGAGAGGGGAAAGUGAGCAGGAGGAAGGAAAUGCAAGAGAAAUGGGCCUCCCUCUUCCUUUCCCUUCCUUUCUCUCUCUUGCACAAACCUCCAUCCAACUCUGUCCUGCCAAAUUUCACAGUUCAUCAUCUAGUUUUCAGUACAGUAAUAGUAAUACAGUGCUUAAAAAAAAUAAAUCCAAACUACUCUUCUUCUUUUUUUUUUUUUUUUGCAAGAUGUGAUUUCCCUCACAACAAUCCUGUGAGGUAAUGCAGCACAUUCACUCUACCAUUUUACAGAUACAGUGCUAGAAUAGAGGGGGAUGGCUACUUGCUAGAUAGGGCCACUGCUGCCUCCGUCUCCUCUUUUCUGGGGCAGCUCCUAAAAAGCUACAUGGGGUGCAGCAAUUGACAGUGUUUUUAUAACCCCUAAAAGCCAGGGAAUUAAUCAGUGACAUGAACCCAUGGCUCCUAAUUCCAUGUGAAACUCCCGUUGCAAAGAACCGUGUUUUACCUGCAAAAUUAUGCCACAAUACUCCAGAAAACAAUAUACAAAUAUUGGCAUGGUUUCAUGUUACUGUGACUUUUAAAUCAUUUAAUGGCAUCAGGCAGGAUUUUCAGCACCUGCUGAAAACAUUUUUGUUUAGACAUGCCUAUCCAGAAUGUUGACAUGUGUUUUUUUAGUUUACCAUUGGUUUUAAUUAUUAUUUGAAUGUUAUGAAUGGCUCUUUUAAACUGUGUUUUAUUGAUAUAUUUUUUUGUAAACCGCUUUGAGUUUUCUUUUUCUUUUUAUAGUCAAGUGGUUUAUACAUUUAAUGAUAUAAAGAAAUCUCAACAGGAUGCUGGUGGGGGCACCUUGGGAUGGGACGGCAGAUGACAGAAAAGGUGACGUUUACAAGUGCGUUGUGGGAGAGAAGAACAACUCAACGUGCGCCAAAGUCAACAUAGGUAGGUAAUGUCGUCAUUGCUGGGAAGUACUUGCCCUGCCUCUGCCCCAUCAGUUUCAGAACUCAUACUGUUGCUGGGAUUGGAUGGUUUAAAGGUUUUAUUCAGUAAGUUAGCACAGUGUCCCAAAAACGAGUCUAGAAGUUACAAGUUCAUGAGGCACAGCAGGUAAGCUAAGAUGUUGUUCCAAAAAUUGGGACACCCAAUGUCAGGGGCUAGACUGAAGAGAAAUGGUGGGAACUGCCUCCCCCUCCUGCACCUUCCCUAGAAGAGGAGGACAGUAUAGAUUUAGAUCAGUGGUUUGCAGAAGGUCAUAGUUCAGAGGCUGCAGGGGGGAGAAGCUGGGAAAUAUUGGGAGAGCAGCAGGGGAUAGACAGCUAACAGACUGAAGUGUCCCUUGAAAGCAUUCCUGACCCCCCCCUUCUCCCAGAACAAGGUGUGCCUUGAGAGUAAUAGAACAGAAAACUCAGAGGCAGAAAGCACAGAUCAGCCGGCGCAGGGGUGAUGUAGAAUAGGAGGGUCUGAGGGGGUGGGACUUUACUUGGAGCAACACCAUUAACUAAGAGAGACUGCAUUCCUUCGUCUCUCUCUGUGAAUAUUGAAUAAACUACUUGGUAAGAAUUCUUUGUGUUUUUCCGCUUCUUGGCAUCCCACCGUGAGAGGAAUAGGAUUCCCUGAAGCCUUGACAUACACGCUGUGUAUGCACUGAGUGGGCAGUGACUGGUCCAAAGUCUCCAUGAGGGUUAAGCACGCAUGGUCUGUUCAUGCUGGCACUGUGUCCCUGGAUUCAUAGACUCAUAGAAUUGUGGAAUUGGAAGGGAGAUGGAGCAGAGACAGCAGGACCAGCUCACUGUUGGAUUUAUCGUCAGGUUCCUUGAUUUAGGGCUUGUUGUACCCUUCUGUGACCAUCCUUAAUAAAUAAAUAAAUCGGGUGUGAUCCUGAGUCUUGCAGCAGAAUUCAUGGAGGGUUUGGGGGAGGCAAGGGCAGGCAUACAUCACGGAGGAGGGUUUUAAUGUGCAGGGUAGCUAUUACCUCUCAUUCCACUCCCAGCCAUGAUCUGAUGCAAGGCUCAUAUUUUUGUAUGUGUCCCCCCCCCCUUCCACUUCCUCUUCUUACUUCUCUUCCUCCCCCACCCUCUUGCUGGCCUCUUGUGAACUAAAAUUAGGUGACAUGGCCCUGCAGAACAACUCCAGGCAAAUCAAAAACAUGCAUUUUGGAAUGUCGCUUGUGGCCAACAAAGAUGACGGGUUUGUGGUGAGCAAUAUUUGUGGUGUCUUUUUCUGUAUUUAAAUUGAAAACACAAACAGAGACAGAUGUACAAAAAUGAGAUCUAGGAAAGGCUGCUAUUAUUUCAAUGGAAGCCAGGUGAACCAUAAGGCUAGGGUCCCCAACAUGGCCCCAUAUUUUAUUUCUAAAAUGAAGUUCGUUUGUUUGAAAGAGGGGGUGUCUGCCAUUUUGGUCUGUCUUUCAUUUAUUUUGGUAUGUGUGUGGUAUGUGUAUUUUGCCCUUUGGGGGAUAGAUUCACAUGCAUCUGGGGCAUCAGUUUAUAUAUGAUAUCUCCAUCAGUCGUCAGUCAAGAGGCCGGUCCCAUUCCUUGGAUACAAUGCUUCAAGCACUGAAUUUGUGGUAGCCGGAGGGUUUUGCAACCUGGCUUUGCAAAAAACAUUUUGUCAUUUUUACCAAAGAUAAUGAAAAGACAUAGAACAGUUCAUUUACUAGGGAAGAAAGAAGUGCAUGCAUGCAUCCUGCAAACAGGAUGCAGGGUGUGUUUUGGAAAAGCAGAGUGAAGAAACGAAAAUUAGGGAUUUUGAUGGUACUGUUCCCAUUCACCCCACCUCCAGUCUCAGCAAAGCCCCUAUGUCUUUUAGGAGCCGUGUGGUGUGCUGAAAAUCAACAGGCAAGGCAAUUCAGUAGCAGAAUGGAGCAAGAUUGACAAAAAUGUUGCCUUGGGUAUAGUCAGGAUCUAUUUAUAUUUUUUAAAGUAGUGUAUUUCAAGGAUACUUAUUGUGGUUAUUUUGUCGUGUCUCAUGAUAGCUACGGCAAUUUUAUUGUCACAUGCCUAACAACAAGCUCGUUGUUGUCAAUGGACAAACAACCCAUUUAAUUCCUACUAAGCAAGGGGAUUUAAUGUGUAGGAGGGUCGUGGCCUUGAAAACGAGAAACCGGCAACCUGGGAGAACCAUUGUGCAGAGUCUGAAACGUGGCCCCUGAUGGAAAGGCAGAGAUUGUGAAAGCUCUGCUUGUCGUGUUUCUGCCUGCCAAAGACUUGCAAGUAACAGCGGGGUCGGGGGCCCCUUCUUUAAUGGAGGUGUGCCUGUAAAGAUCACAGCUGCAGCCAACGAUGGCACACCCAAAGGAGCUUAAUUCCUUCCCUGAACAGCUGGCCAGGGAGGCUGUGGCUGGUAUCUAGGGCAGCUUGGCUGGGCGUUCCCUGCAAGCAGAGGAGGCCGUUAGCUGCUGCUUGGCUGGCUGGCAUUUUUGUGGUGAGGCUCUUGUUUACUCUCAAAGCCCGCCUGAGCAUCUGUUUGAAGCUGGCCUGAGGGCAGCGAGGCCCCGAAAGCGGCUUGAGCAGGACAGCCUUUCAAACAGCAAAUGAACACAGGGGAGCUGCAGUUGUUGGUAAUGGGGCUGAGUCCCCAGCUCUGACAAGGGUUCCUGAGAUGGGAGCUGUGAACAAAUGGAAUGAAUAACUAAAUAUUCAAAAGUUUUGCACUGGAAAACUUGGAAUUCUACAGCCUGUAUAAUGAAUUACACAUGUGCCAGCUGUCCCACUUUAUCGGGGACAAGCUCUGUCUUUUAAUCCGUGUCACUGGUGCAAGAAUUGGCCUUUAAACCAGAAAUUCCCAAACCUGUUUGGGCUAUCUCACCUUUGGUUCCCUAAACUCAACCCUGGUAUCCCCUACUCCAUAAAAGAUAAACAUCAUUCACUAAGGAAGGCGAUAACACAAUAAAAUUCAAAACAGUAACAAUUAGGGCUCAUCCAAACUUGCUUUUGUGCCACGAAACAGCUCUGCGCUUUAAAGUGGAAAACCCAAAUUGCCACUUAUUCUGAUUCAGUGGGUUUUCAUGAAGAAAGCGCCGGGUGUGGGUGUGUUCAGACACAGUACUUUAAAGCACAGACCUGUGCCUAGGAAGCACAGGGCAAAAGGUAAUUGUGGAUGAGCCCUUAGUUGCGCAUUUAUUCAAAACCCAGUUAAAACUAUUUACCAUAUUUUUCCGUCUAUAAGAUGCCCCCAUGUAUAAGACGCCCCCUAUUUUGGGGGACUUUGAUUUAAGAAAAUGGGGGGAGAUACUAUCCGUGAAUAAGACGAGCCCAGAUUUUGAAUAUUAUUUUAGAGUAAAAAAAUAUAGUCUUAUACACGGAAAGUCGGGACGCGGGUGGCGCUGUGGGUUAAACCACAGAGCCUAGGACUUGCCGAUCAGAAGGUUGGCAGUUGGAAUCCCCGCGACGGGGUGAGCUCUCAUUGCUCGGUCCCUGCUCCUGCCAACCUAGCAGUUUGAAAGCACGUCAAAGUGCAAGUAGAUAAAUAGGUACCGCUCCGGUGGGAAGGUAAACGGCGUUUCCGUGCGCUGCUCUGGUUUGCCAGAGGCGGCUUAGUCAUGCUGGCCACAUGACCCAGAAGCUGUACGCCAGCUCCCUCGGCUAAUAAAGCGAGAUAAGUGCCACAACCCUAGAGUCGGUCACGACUGGACCUAAUGGUCAGGGGUCCCUUUACCUAUACAGUGGUACCUUGGGUUACAUACGCUUCAGGUUACAUACGCUUCAGGUUACAGACUCCGCUAACCCAGAAAUAUUGCUUCAGGUUAAGAACUUUGCUUCAGGAUGAGAACAGAAAUCAUGCUCUGGUGGCAUGGCAGCAGCAGGAGGCCCCAUUAGCUAAAGUGGUGCUUCAGGUUAAGAACAGUUUCAGGUUAAGUACGGACCUCCGGAACGAAUUAAGUACUUAACCCGAGGUACCACUAUACACGGAAAAGUAUGGUAGUUUAAUUAAUUCAGCAAGAUGGAUUAACUUGAUCCAGUGAUACCACCUUUUCAAAGUCUGAGAGUCAUUGACACCUCCAGCGCCCCCCAUGCCCCCUUGCCUCUUAGCUCCCCCCAGGUAAUCCCCACUGCCCACAGGGGGCAGUACCACCCACUUUUAACCCUUCCUGAUUGUACCCAAAACUCUCUCAGAUUCUGAACAUGCUAAGAAUUGUCUGGCAAAAGAGAACAGGAAGCUGCCAGACCAUUGGUCUAUCUAGCUCAGUAAAGUCUAGCGGCAACACUCCACUUAAACCAGUUUGCGUCUCCUCUCCAGUGUGGCUGGGCAGGUUCUUAUGUCUGGUUCUCUUGACAGGCUUGUGCUCCCCUGUGGUCCCAGGAAUGUGGCACGUCCAUGUUCAGCACUGGGAUUUGCACCAGCGUGGACGAGAACUUCCGCCUGACGGAAAACAUCGCCCCAACAGCUCAGAGUAAGUUUUGGUGUCCUGCAUGGUGUGUCAGAUUUCUAAAGCGGCCAGCAUUGAGGGCCUCUGCUGGAAACCCUUCUCUCUGCUCCCAAGUCCCUCAGAAAUAGUUGUGUCGGUCCAGGAGAAAGGGAAUUGCCACUUCGAACAUGUUCAGAAGUCCUCUGGGCUAGCCAAUAUGGCACCCUCCUGUUGUAGCAUUUAACAUAGCAGGUGAUGACAAGAAAGGCCUUUAUGUACCUGAAAUCCUGGAUAGAGUUGCUGCCUCCCAGAGUAGGCUGGUCUGAACAAGCAGUUUGACUGAAUAUAUAUGGCAGCUUCCUUUGUUAAAAGCUGUUGAGUGUUUUAAUGAUUUGAAAUGCAGAAACCGCUGUGAGCAUUUAAGUCCCCCCCAAGGUUAGCGUUUUCCUUCAGCCUGCAGGCCCAGGAGGACUCAUUGCAAUGAUUCCAUAUGACUCAGGCCUGAAAAGUCGUGCUGGGACAUCAGUCAUGCAUCGUGUGCCAAUGACUUUUCUCCAUGGACUAUCUGAGGUGGCAGCCUUAGGCCUCUGUUGAAUCACUUCAGGCUAGUGGGGCCGUGUGCCAUAUUUUACAGAGGGCAGACCCCUAUUUUAAGAGCGUGGCCUGGUCAAAAUCCAAUUUAGGAAUUUUGUAAAGGAAGAGAGGGGUGUGUAUAUGUUUGGAAGUUGCCCAUCCCCCAUAAAUGGGUCAUCUUGCUAGUCCCAGCUUUUUGGAGAAAAACAGGUAGCGCUGUGGGUUAAACCACUGAGCCUCGGACUUGCCGAUCAGAAGGUUGGCGGUUCGAAUCCCUGUGACGGGGUGAGCUCCCGUUGCUCGGUCCCUGCUCCUGCCACCUAGCAGUUCGAAAGCACGUCAAAGUGCAAGUAGAUAAAUAGGAACCGCUCCGGCGGGAAGGUAAACGGCGUUUCCGUGUGCUGCUCUGGUUCACCAGAAGCGGCUUAGUCAUGCUGGCCACAUGACCCGGAAGCUGUCGGCGGACAAACGCCGGCUCCCUCGGCCCAUAGAGCGAGAUGAGCGCCGCAACCCCAGAGUCGGUCAUGACUGGACCUAAUGGUCAGGGGUCCCUUUACCUUUACCUUUAUCCCCCCUGAAAAAACAACCCUUCUUUGCCAUUGCCUAACUUUCUGCCUUUUCAAUUUCAUACAGGAUGCUCAACUUACAUGGACAUAAUAAUUGUUCUGGAUGGUUCCAACAGCAUUUAUCCUUGGUACGAGGUGCAGAACUUUCUCAGCAACAUCCUUAGCAAAUUUUUCAUCGAUCCAGAGCAGAUCCAAGUGAGUUUGCUAUUUUGUUUGAAAUGACUUUUUAAAUAAUCAUCCAAACAUAUAUGAUGGAAAAAAUAUAAGUUAUUCGAAAUUGCAGUAUAGGCACGGCUACCUAUUCAUAUACUAAGCUACACUUCAAUCUAUAAAUUACAGUGGUACCUCGGGUUACAUACGCUUCAGGUUACAUACGCUUCAGGUUACACACUCCGCUAACCCAGAAAUAGUGCUUCAGGUUAAGAACUUUGCUUCAGGAUGAGAACAGAAAUCGGGCUCCAGCGGUGCGGCAGCAACAGGAGGCCCCAUUACCUAAAGUGGUGUCUCAGGUUAAGAACAGUUUCAGGUUAAGAACGGACCUCCGGAACGAAUUAAGUACUUAACCCGAGGUACCACUGUAUUGUUUCUUUCCAUUAUUUGUUAAAUUGUCAUUCUGCAGCUUCACACGGUCAAUUGCAAAACUGUCAGCUUCUAGCACUCAGUAAACAUAUGGGACCACUCAGUUCCACUCAUUUAACUCUCCUCUUGAUAACUUAGCUUCACAGUAACUUACUUAUUCUAAAUCAGCUUUCACAGGGCAAAAUCACUGUGGAGAAAAUCUGCUUUUAUAAGGCAACAUCACUGUUGCAAACUGGAGAUUUGAUGUGUGGGGGGUGGUUCUAGAGGAUUCUGUGCUUGCUGGUCUGAUGGGAGUUGAAAUCCAAAACAUCUGGAGGGCAGCAGGUCAGGAAAGGCCAGUAUACAGUGUGACUUGUUUUAAAAGGGGCAGAGGGUUGAGAGCCACCCAAGACAUCCCUGCGAGAGUCUGCUUGGCUUCCUCCCCACAUCCUCCGGCUAUGUUGGCUGAGGAAACGCUUAGACACUCUGUUUGGACCGUUUCCCUGACUCACGCAUGAUGAGAAGGAAGCUGUGCUGGGCCAAAGCCAAGGGCAAGGCAUUAUUACCAUCAACACCACUAGUCAUUAUUAUUGGUAUUCUUACACCCUAUAUUUUUCUAGGCACCGGAGAUUAAGAAAGCAACAUAGUCCUACUCACAAGUUUAUAGUCUAAUGGGCAGGGAUGCUGUUCCAAAGGGCAGGGGUAGCCACACUAAAAGCCCUGCUCUGAGUUCACCGCAGAGCAGGCUUCUGAGAUCUUUGGAUCUUGCAAGAUAAACUCUCCCGCAGACUGUUGCCAUCUGCUGGGUGUAUAAGGGAUAAGCCUCAAGUAAGCUGGACCAGAAGUGUAUGUUACAUGUUCGUGACAACACCAUGAACUUGGCCAGAUAGUAAAUUGGCAGCCAGAACAAAUCCUGCAAGAAAAGGUCUUACGUUUCAGAAUGUAAACUCAGAAUAUCCACUGCUAUACUCAAGUGUCAGAGGACCUAGAUUUCGCUGACCCAGAUUAUGAUGGUGGCAAUCUGCCGCUUCUAGUAAUUUUAAAAUUUUGACCGUAUUUAACUUGUUGCCAUUAAGCAAUGCUCACCUUUUUGAAGGCUAGGUUGCAUAUAAAUAUUAUACCCCAUAUGAAGAGUUUGGGAAAACUAUUUUGUGUGUGUGUGUGUGUGUGUGUGUGUGUGUGUAAUGCAUUUGUUCAGAUGGCUGGUCUUAACAACAGCCAUCAUUUGAUAUUUAAGCUACGGAAUGUCAAGUUUAUGUAUAAUAAUUCAGCUCUGAAACAUAAGGAAACCUUGGCAUGCAAAGCCACCUUCUCAGUUAUAUAUCCACUACUGUUUCUGAGCAGAAUUUUAACUUUUAAUAACUCAAUUACACUACACAUAAUAACGUAAAAAGAACCUUUCUGGAUGAGACCAUUGGCCCAUCGAGCCCAGCAUCCUGUUCUCACAGUGGCCAACCAAAUACCUGUGGGAAACCUUCAGGCAGGAUCCAAGCACAAGAGCAACUCUCCCCUCCUGCAGUUUCCUCCUGCAGUUUGCCUCCGACUGUGGAGACAGAGCAUAGCCAUCCUGGCUAGUGGCCAUUGAUAGCCUUAUUCUCCAUGAAUUUGUCUAAUCCUCUUUAAAGCCAUCUAAGAUAAGGACCGUCAUGCCCUCCUGCAGGAGGAUUUUCGUAGUUUAACUAUGCGCCGUCUAAAAAAAUCCUUUCUUUUUUCUGUCCUGAGCCUUUCAACAUUCAGCUUCCAUGAAUUCUAGCAUUGUGAGAGAGGGAGAAAAUCUCCAGAAUUGACAAGGAACUGUGCCAGGGUCUCCUCCACUUCAUCCAUGCAAAAACUUAAAUUGCCCCAACUUUUAAUUAAUUCAAAAAAAGGGGAAACCGUAAAUUAAAUGGAAUGUGCCCCUAAUGGCCAUGUGUGACUCUCAGAGUGUGGCCACGUUCUGGAGUUCACCCCUAAUCACUUUAUUUCUCCGUGGCCGGUUAGCAGCACGUGCUGGGGUAUCGCUUGACCUUUUUCCCCAUCUCCGUUGCUGCUGCAGGAUGGAGCCUGUGCCAGGGCAGAGGCGUGGGACGUUUGAAAACCCCAGCCUGUGGAAAACAGGAAGCUUAAAGAAAACAGGGAGAGGGAGGGAAGGGGACCUGGUUCUGUGUGGGCUCAUUGUGAGCGGCAGAGGGGCUCUCUGCUGAGUCAGCAGGAGCGCGAAAACCUUCUCCGAGGCUAAGGAAGGGUUGGCAAGAAGGGGAGCGGAUGACAGUUCCCCAAGCAAAACACACCUUUUGUUGUUGCAGAUGUUUCGGACUCCAACUCCCAGAAGCUCUGCUAGUCAGCAUGGCCAAUAGCCUGGGGAGAUGGGAUCUGUAGUUCAGGGACAUCUGGUGGGCUGGGGGGAGGGGAGAAAAUUCCCUUUGGGGUUCAGUACAGAGGCUCACAUCAAAUUCUCUUUUUAAAUUUUUUCCUUAUAUAUAUUUUUUAUUAAAUUUUCCAUUUUACAGUUUAAAAUACUCAUUUAAACCUCCUUAAAAGAUCAGUGACUUCCCUUCUUCUCUUUCCGUGGUUCAUUUUGCAUAUCAUAAAUCCCUGCAUAUUUUACAAAAACUAAGCCAUUCAGUAUUCUAUUAUUACAUCCAUCAAAACUUAUUUACACUGUUGAAUUUAUCUUAAUGCUGCCAACGUUUUCAAGUGUAUACAAUUUCCCCCCAUAUAUUCAAUAAGGGUCUUCUUACUGUCUUAUUCUGUAUGUUAAAUCUGCAGGUUGCGCAUAUUCUGCCAGCUUAAGUUGCCAUUCUUCUUUAGUUGGGACUUCGCUUGUUUUUCUGUUUUUGGGCUAGCAAAACAUGAGCCGCAGUAGUGGCAUACAUAAAUAACAUUUUUUCCUUUUUUUUUGGCUCACACAAAGUUCUCAGUUAGUCAGAAUUAUUCAGAAUUGCAUUACAGGAUAGAAUCCAAAAUAGCCUGUGGAAGCAUUUCCAUUAGCACACAUCCUAGAUGGGCAAAAUACAUGUCAUCUUCGCCGGUUAUUUUCCAGUCAACCAACCUUCUGCCGCCUGAGUACCACACUAUCUGUUCUUCCAAUCACAGUCCUUGAAAACACUUCCUCAAGUUUUUUGCUGUACGUGCAAAGCCCUCUAUCUAGAGUUGUUUUUCACUCUUAACAGUCAGUGUUAGGUUUCCUCCUGAAUCCAGUUUUGUGGCCAGACAGCCCUCUUACGUAGUAACACUAGUCUUACUGAGUUUUGCAGAAUUUCUACCUCACCCUGCCCCUUGCAGUUUCCCCCUCUUUGCCCUCUCCACUGGGUCACACUCACGGCCAGGUAGCUUGUAGCAGCUGCUCUCCUUUAUAAUAAUAUCAUGCUUAUCAUUCAUGUAGCAUGAAUGCUUAUCACUUAUGAAGCUCUUUCACAUUUUACUUGGUGAUCCUUACUGCAGUCUUGACCCUUAACUGCAGUAUAAUUAUUAGCUCCGAAACAUAAUAAUGCACACACAGACAUACAUAUAACACAGAUAUUUUAUUAUUCUUUCAUUUAUGUCCCACCCUUUUCUCCAAGGAGCUCAGGGUAGUGUAGAUGGUUGCCCACCCCACAUUUAUUUCCCACAACAACCCUGCGAGUUAGGUUUCCAGGGGACAACGUAGAAAAGAUAGAUUUGUAGAGGUCUGGCUUUAUUUUAUUACAUAUGUCAAUAAGCAAUAACAUGGUCUGUCCCCUCUCUCUGCUUAUCAAUGGAUUUGGUUGAUCCAAUACUAUAGGAUGCAAUUCCUCUUUAAGAUUCUUUCCACCCACAGCAUGCAUGGUUUUAUUUUAUUCUAUGUUUAAAAUCCUCCUUAUCUUUAUAUUUUGAAUUAUGCCAGCCUGGUGUCUAUUUCUUUUUCUUAACCCAAUGAUGUGUUCUCUUUCAGUCACUUUUCUUGCUUUCUUUGUAAUAAUAAAAAGGAAAAAGGAAAAAAAAAACCCAAGCAAAUCUUUCUCUCCUUGUAGGUUGGGGUAUUGCAGUACAGCGAGGUUGCUGUCCACGAAUGGACUCUGAAGGAUUACCAAACAGCAGAGGAGGUCAUUGAAGCCGCCAAAAACAUCAGCCGCCAGGAGGGGCUCGAAACUAGGACAGCGUCUGCCAUCCACAAAGCCUGGUGUGUGUUUGUGUGUGUGUGUGUCUCUUGAUCCUGACAGAGACAGACAAGCAGGAGCCCAGCUCACGUCGAAAGAGGCAUUUUGCAAAGAAGCAAGUGGCUUUAUUGGGGUGUGUGUGUUGUGUUUUGAAUGAGCUCCGAUGGUCUGGUAUGUAUGGACGCAGCGUCUCUCAGCCUGUCCUACGUCACAGGGUUGUUGUGAGGAUACAACAACAACAACAACAACAAUAACAACAACAAUUUAUUUAUACCCCACCCAUCUGGCUGGGUUUCCCCAGCCACUCUGGGUGGCUCACAACAGAAUAUUAAAAACAUGAUAAAACAUCAAUCAUUAAAAACUUCCCUAAACAGGGUUGUAUUCAGAUGUCUUCUAAAAGUCACAUAGUUGUUUAUUUCCAUGAUGGGAGGGCAUUUCACAGGGUGGGCUCCACCACCAAGAAGGCUUUCUGCCUGGUUCCCUGUAGCCUCACUUCUCACAGUGGGGGAACCGCCAGAAGGCCCUCAGAGCUGGACCUCAGUGUCUGAGAUGAACGAUGGGGGUGGAGAUGCUCCUUCAGGCAUACUGGGCCGAGGUCAUUUAGGGCUUUAAAGGCCAGCACCAACACUUUGAAUUAUUCUCAGAAAUGUACUGGGAGCCAAUGUAGGUCUUUCAGGACUGGUGUUAUAGAGCCUUGUGCGGCACCUUGGAGGAAAGAUGGGAAGGAAAAGCAGCAAGUAAAUAAAUAAGUUCUCCUGCAUUUCAGCAUGGUUUGUGCAGGAGAACAUCCUGGCAGGUGGUGCUCUGGUGAGUCGGAUCUGUUAGGCUUCCAUUGGUGCUGGUCUGAAUGGCACACAAAAUCUUGCCUACUGCCAGCGUCUCCAAGAAAUGCCAUUCUCAGAACAGGAGCGCAUCAUUGUUAUUUUCCCUCCUCACCUCUUGUUUCUCUCUUCAGCACAGAGGCCUUUAGCCCAGAAAGAGGCGGGAGAGAGGGAGCCACCAAGCUGAUGAUUGUGGUGACUGACGGGGAGUCCCACGAUGGCGAAGAACUCCAAGACGCCCUGGAAGAGUGUGAGAAACGGAACGUGACACGCUACGCCAUUGCAGUGAGCAUGCGCUGGUGCCAGGAGGCUUUUGGGUGGCGGCAGUGAUGUGGGUGUGCAUGCGUGUGAAAAAGAGAAGGAGCAAGGGCUGAGAGAGGUGCCAUGUGAAAAAGAGUUCAAAGCAGGUUCUUCUGCCAUGAUUCCACGUCUAGCUUCCUUCCGCCUUGACAGAUAAUAAGGGCUUCAUUACUAAAUGGUUUCAGUACUAAAUUUAAUAUUGGUUCAUUCCAACUUGCAUAUGAAGGAGCUGCAAAUUUAUAUAUUUAAUGAUUUCAGUGUGAAAGAGGCGGAAGUUGACAUGCUCUUCUGAGAUAACUAGCAGAAUCUAUUGCUUGAAUCCUUUUGUAUUGCUCUCUCUUGGUCCCCACUAUUGUAUUCAUCCCCCACCCACCCAAAUAUUUUCAGGUGAGUUUCAAGUAGGGAGGUAAGAAGGGCAUUGCUUUCUGUCUCACCCUGUGUUCCUCCCAUGCAGCCCUUGCUUCUGUUCUCCUGCAGUCCACCCUUUUCUAAAAACAACAUUAUUCAUCUCGCUUUCCACCAUGGCGACAUAAAUUACGUUAUUCCACCUCAUUAAUUUCAGUGCAGAGGAAGCACAAUGCAAAUGGUGGUGGUGAGGGAAAUGUAACCAACUGCAAAUUGUUUGUGGACUGAAAUCAACAACAACAGUGAAUACCAGUCAUAUCUGCUGGAUUGAUUCCCGUUCCAGACAUUAAACAAAUAAGCAAACGUGGGCAAUUUUCUGCUCCCGUUUCCAUUUUCUGCGGAAUUCUCUUACACCCUUAGUUGUCAUAAUGUGUCAUAAUGAGCACUUUUUGCACCUCAAACUUUUUUUGAAAAAUGGCUUUUGUUCCCUCAGGUGUUGGGGCACUACAUUCGGCGGCAGAAAGACCCAGACUCUUUUAUCAACGAGAUUAAAUACAUUGCCAGCGACCCUGAUGAGAAGUAUUUCUUCAACGUGACCGAUGAGGCGGCCCUGAACGAUAUUGUGGAUGCCUUAGGGGACAGGAUAUUUAGCCUUGAAGGUUCGAGAAGGGGGAGUGUGGAAAAGGGGGGAGGCUACCACCAGAUUCCCUGUGGUUUAUGAAAGUUAAACAAAAUGGAGUGCAGAAGAAGUGUUAGUAGGAAGCUCUCUAACACCUCCUUCAUAACAAGCUCCCAGCUGACUUUGUAAACUUCAGUAUGAGUGGGGCACAGUCCUGGCUCAAACCUUAAGGGCCCUCAGCACUGGGGCCCUCUUCUGCACUAAUAGCGCCCCCUGUUGGGCUUACACGGUAGUGGCCACAGUCAGUGUCGGGUGACCCUUCAUUUUAAUUUCCCGCAGUGCCCUAGAGCAACAGAACAUUGGGAGCACUGUGGAGGAAUUAAAAUAGUGCCUUCCUUUGCCAAAAGCUGUGUGGUGACACCAGACAAGCAAUGGGCACAAGAUUCUCUGCUGAGGGAGAUUUGGGUAAAUCUCAUAAAGGGGGGCAUUUGUAAUGGAGAAUUGGCAGGGCAGAUUAAGCCCCUUCCCUCCCUCCCUGUCAGUGCUCACCUGCUAUUUCAGCAAACAGAGCACAUCUUGUUCAUUUAUCAAUCUGCCUACUAUAUUUAUCUUACUACUUUGUUGCUUUUCUGCUAAAAUAAAUACCCAAAGAGGUGUGCAACUAUUAACAGAUUUCUUCUUCCCCCCCCCUUCUCCUCAGGGACCCGUGAAUACAGCUCAUUUGAGUUGGAAAUGUCUCAGAUUGGCUUCUCUAUGCACCUCCUUGAGGUAAGAAGAUACAUUGUGGUGCAAAGUGUGGUUCUCAAACCUUCCCUCAUGGACCAUAUGAAAAUUGCAGAGGUUCUUGGCCUCGCCACUUAAGGAUUGUUCUGCCUGUUUGUAGCUUUUGUAAUGCUGUAUGACUUCUAUUUGUAAUGUUAUGGGCUUCAGAGGGUUCAGUCUGGAUGACCCCUUAAGAUCCUUUCCAAACCUGGGAUCCGGUGUAUCAAAGGCUAGAGUCUAUAGAAGAAAGCUGACUGAAGUGAGCAGGCCAGUUCCCAUGUCAAGAUAAAGGCCUUAGCUAAUCAGCUAAGUGCCCGUCAUUUGCAUCUUCAAGGAGUGAGCUCUGUUUCCAUAGAGACAAAUAGUGAGACUUGUCUCACUUCACCAGGCUGGAUACCUCAGCAUCCUAGGAAUGAUAGGACAAAGCAGGGAGUUGUGGGUGAGAGUUUGGCUGGUGCUGGAAGCUGGAUACACAGAGAUGUGUGUGCUCUGUGUUGGAUUUGGGCCUUCCCUUGAAAUCUAAUAGGAAAGCAGGAUCUCUUGGGGUACGAAUGCUGUGAGCCUCUCCAUCCUCCAUGCUCAGGUUGUAUAAAUGUGUAAAUACAAUCAUAUACACUAACGACACCACAGUCUCCAUUGUUGACCUUCAAUCCAAGACAGCCAAACCCUGGUUAAGCAGGCACCAUUAUUUUUUACAGAGCUCUGAAUUAAGUUCACGGGUCUCUCCGUUGGUCCACAGACCACAGUUUGGGAACCACAAAGGGUAAACUGACACGCCCAAGUUUAGCCAACGUGAUGUCUUCCUAAGGUAGUUGGACUUCAUCUCCCAUGAGCUCUUGCCCAGUGGCCAUUACUGCUUGGGGCUGAUGGGAGUCAUGGUGCAACAGCAUAUGGUACACCCCCUGCUGGCUACCUCUGGUAUCACUGCGUGAAAGGCAGGGGCAAAUGGUUUCGGCUGCAGUCUUACUUGUGUUGUCUGGCUGGACUGCUUAUGUAUCUGCUUGUUCCCUGGCAGGACGGGAUCCUCUUUGGCAUGGUAGGGGCAUAUGACUGGGAUGGCGCAGUCUUGAAGGAGAGCAGGAGUGGGCGGUUCAUCCCGCCAAGGGAGGCCUUUGAGAGGGAGUUCCCCCUGAGGCUGAAAAACCACGCAGCCUAUCUGGGUAAGGAAGGAUGCCGCUUCCCAUUAUACAGGGAGGGAAAGAGUGGAGACCCACAAAGGGCACAAAGAUAAAAUCAGACCACCUGCAGGAUCAGGCCAGAGGUCCUUCUAGCGCAACAUCAUAGAGGCCUCUGGGAAGUCCACAAGGAGAUCAGAAAGCCAGUAGUCCUCCCCUGGUAUCCACAGGUAGACUUGCCCUGUACAUGGAGGUUUCAUUUAAUAGUCAAGGCAGUUGGCAGGCCUGUUCUUCACCCCAUCUCCCCAGUUCUCAGUGGCUAUUUGUUUCCAAAAUCAAGGUGAUAAAAUGAUCCCAGCAUGUUUCAAGCACGGCUCCUGUUCAGAAUAGAAAACUAAAGUGAGAAUCAUUUGUUUUGUUUGUUUGUUAAACCACUGGCUUAUGUAGGAUGAAUAAAAGCAAGGCAGUCCUUUGCUUUCCCCUUUCACCAAGUGUGUGAGGCCAGUCAUUCCUUGUCCCAUUUUGCAGAAAGAAAAACUUAAGGCUGUGAGUGAAAAGCUAGCCAAUUAGUUCAGGGCAAAACAAGAGUCCGCACAGCUUUAUUAUUUCUCUCUCUCUUUUCCUUCCCCAGGAUACACAGUCUCUUCUAUCAAGCUCAGGAACGGGAAGGGGCUGUAUGUGGCUGGUGCCCCCCGCUUCAAGCACAAGGGGAAAGUGAUCCUGUUUGAGAUGAGCAGCGAUGGCAGCGUAACCAUUUCCCAGGCCCUUACUGGCGACCAAGUGAGUUUCGGGGCAGUGGAGAUGAUAGUAGCUGAUUUCUGGAGUGACAACUGCGUCCCUAGAAACUUUGUUCUUUCAUUCCCAAAUAUGUGUGCAGUUACUGAGAGAAGAGAGUAAAAGACAGUCUGUACAUGAUCAGAGACACUCCUCCCUUUCAUAUAACCUCACCUGCUGGCUAAGGCUGAGGCCCAGACUCAUUAUGGUGGGAGGAGGCAGGGGUUAGGGAUGCUGCUCCUUAGGGAAGGGAGAUGCAACCCUUCCACUAUCUUUGCAGGCACAACUAGAACUCGUGACACAGAACUUCAGGGUCCAAACAGAUGGAGGUGGUUUCCAGCACAAUUUAUAGCAGCCAAGGAUGGGUUGGGGGUGGUGGGGGUCAUUAUGGAUUGGGGACUGAACUGAAAUACCCUCUGCACCUGAAUGUAAAUACCUGAAUGUAUUGAUUUUUUUCUACAGCACCAUCUAUUCAGAUGAUGCUUUAUAAAGAGCAGGUGUUUGAAAACUCUGAAUUCCUCAAGAUUCAGAGUCUUGCCUGACCACACACACACACACACACACACACACACACACACACAAUAGAUAGAUAGAUAGAUGAUAGAUAGAUAGAUAGAUUAGAUGGAUAGAUAGCCAUGAAAUUGCCCCCUGGACCUCUGAGUUUACAUUUAGGUAUCUGGGGGUGCAUCUUUAUUUACUGAGAUCUGGAAACGUGCAAAAUCAGGCUUAAGAUGCAGGAUUGCUCUGAUGUCCAGUGCAGAAGAACUUGUGCAGUUCUGACAUAGCAGGUGGCGUCUUUCUCUGCAGAUUGGCUCCUACUUUGGCAGUGAAAUGUGCCCAGUGGACGUGAACGGAGAUGGAAUCACAGAUGUACUGCUGGUGGCUGCCCCCAUGUACCUGGGCCCACAGAACAAAGAGACAGGCCGCGUUUACAUCUACAAAGUGGGGCAGGUGAGUGGUGUUGUUUAGGUUUUUAAAAAAACUAUUUUUUUAAAAGGGUUUUCUAGAAACAGUUAGCAGGAAUACAGACAAUAGCAAUGGGAUACGACAAUGUCUCCAUCAUCUUACAUUAGCACGAUACAGCAGCAGCAGCAACAACUACUACUAUUUAUUUAUUUAUUUAUUUAUACAUCCCCCCCCCCCCCAAUCUGGCUGGGUUUUCCCAGCCACUCUGGGCGGUUCAAUAGAAUAUUAAACAGAAUGAAACAUCAAACAUUAAAACUUCCCUAACAUUUGAGUUUAUCCUGGCAAUGAAGUAGACAAGGAAGUGUUCCUCCAGGAAGUUCCCAGCCACUUUCAGUCACCUAACAGAUGAAUGGGUACCAAGUUUGAACAACUUUAUUAGGCCUACUCCUCUGGCUCUCCUGCAUUCUUGAGUAAGCUAAUUGCCAAACUCUCUCCUCCCAAGUGUUAACAGGAAGGCUGACCACUCCCUUCCAAGCCAUGCCAUUUCCAGUCUGGCCUCUGCUGAGCAAAGAAAUACCGUAUUUUUCGCUCUAUAAGAUGCACUAGACCACAAGACACACCUAGUUUUUGGAGGAGGAAAACAAGAAAAAAAAAUUCUGAAUUUCAGAAGCCAGAACAGCAAGAGGGAUCCCUCUUGCUGUUCUGGCUUCUGUGAUAGCUGCACAGCCUGCAUUCGCUCCAUAAGACGCACACACAUUUUCCCUUACUUUUCACAUGGAAGAGGUGCUUACAAAGCCAGUAAAUUUCAAGCUCUUCUGACACAUGACCCUCCUGGAACCUCAUCCUGCAACAAAAAGUGCAACACCUGUAUUGCGGCACUCAGCCUUCCCCAACCUGAUGCCUUCCCUCCCAGGUGUUUUGGACUACAACUCCCAUCAGCCCCUGCUAGAAUGGCCAGUGGUCAGGGAUGAUGGGAGCCAUUGUCCAAAGCAUUGCAGUGUUUUUGUUGGCUGAGCAUAGGUCCAGUACUUUGCUGAGAACUCGCUUUCCAGGAUCUGAGGCAUAAAAGGUUCUUUCUCAUCAGCUGCUAUCUGAGAUCCUCUAAACUGGAGAUGCCCCGGUUGAAACUGGGACCUUCUGCAUGUGCUUCAGUCCUGAGCCUUCCUCACAGUUCUUCAGGGCACACCAUUGUGGAGGAGGGGGUUUUCUAUCCUGAAGCCAAUGCCCAAUGGCUCCACUGUGCCUCCCAUUUUAACCUUUCUCCCUCUUCUGAAGUUGCUUGUGUCUUUCAACGGGACCCUCCAUGCCGACCCGAAACCUCAAGACGCUCGUUUUGGCUACUCCCUCCUGGCUGUCCCUGACCUUAAUCACGACAGCUACAAUGACGUUGUGGUGGGUGCGCCGCUGGAGGACAACCACCAGGGGGCAGUCUACAUCUAUCAUGGCUACCGCACCACGGUGCUGCCCCGCUUCAAACAGGUGAGUGGGAGCCAGUGUCUGGCUCCAGUGUUUGAGUGCUCCCCACUAUUCCAACAGCUCUUCCCACUAGGACAUUUCCCCCAGUGUUUAGCCAAAAUCGGUGCCCCUUGCCAUUUCCACCCCCAGGCCCUGUUCCUAUUCACUUCCGAUGAUCCGGGGGGCUUAAGAUGGCAUUUGCGUUUUCAGCAGGCAAAUCACACUGCUGGGUGAUGUUUAGCUCAUGUCCUUUCUAAGCUGUGCUCCUGCCAGGCCAAGUCUCCCUCCCUCAUCCUAAACAUGCACCUUCUAUUUUAUUUUAUUGCCACUAAACGCAGCGCUUCACAUUUGACUCUGUAGUAUCACAAGCUGUUUUAGGUUUCAGCUCCAACCUGUCAAUAUCAUUUUGAUUCUUUUUUGCCUUUGGUAAAUAACUAUUUAUUUCAUUUUUAACCAUGACAGGACACACAAAAAUAUAUCAACGAAAACCAAUAGCAAAAGAGAAGAGUAAAAUGUAAAAGAGAGAAAUGAGAAAGAAAACCAUAGAUAACAAAAUUAAGCAAUGUCCUCGUACCAUUUUGAUUUUUGAUUCUGAUUCUCUCACCGCACUAAGUUCAGGACAGAUAAAAGAAAAUCCAGCGCAUGGUUUAACUAUGGAACUCUCUGCCACAGGAGGCAGGGAUGGCUACCAACCUGGAUGACUUUAAAAGAGGAUUAGACAAAUUAAUGAAGGAGGGGGCUGUCAAUGGCUACUUGCCACGAGGGCUGUGCUCUUCCUCCUCUCUCGGAGGCAGUGAUGCUUCUGGAAACCACAGAAGGGGAGAGGGCUCUUGAGUUCAGGUCCCACUUGACGGCUUUCCAUUGGGGCAUCUGGUUGCUCACUGUGAGAACAAGUGGCUGGACUAGACGGGGUCUACUUCGGCCUGUUCCAGCAGGCUCUUAUGUUCUUAAGUACAUUUGGAACGACUGCAGUCAGGGCUCUUACAGAGCAGCCUCACUGAUUAAAACCAAACACCCCACAUUCUCCCCCCCCUUUUUCUUUUUGGAUUUGCAUUUUAUUUAUUUGUUAACAUUCUUAUAUUACAUCAGUAAACGUUGUCAUAUUACAUUACAGGACUUACUAUAAUAUAAUUUCCAACAUGUAUAAAAAAAUUAUAUACAAAUUUUAUAUACCAAGAAAGAUUAAACAAAAAAAAGAAAGAACAAAGAGAAAAAACAAAAACAACCCCCCCAAUCAUAUACAUACCAACACACUAGACUUCCUGUCUUUCCCAUUGUAUAUUCCUUUUUUGGAAAUGAACGUACUCUUAUUAUUGUAUAUUUCUUUACAUAUUAUCUAAUACAUUCCUAUAUCAAUAUGUGCUCUUAGUCUUAUUUCUCAACUCAGUCUCACUCCAAUGUCAAUCAAAUGCUAGGAUAGAUAGCAAACCUUUACUGUAUUUUUGAACAUAUGUUUUAUAUCUAUCCCACUUUUCCAUAAUUUUUUGUUUUGAAUUGCCUCUCAGGGUAUUUGUUAACUGCGCCAUAUCAGCAAAUUCUUGUAGCUUGUAAUGCCAGUCCGUUAUUGUCGGGGCUUCACACAUUCUGUGUGUCUUCAGCUUUUGAUUUGCUCUUUCCGACAGCGCAUUGAGUCGGCCGGCCUCCGCCGAGGCCUCCGCUACUUUGGCCGCAGCUUGGACGGGCAAAUCGAUUUGGAUGGGGAUGGCCUGGUGGACCUUGCCGUUGGAGCACAGGGUGCUGCGGUGGUCUUGAGGUGAGGAAAGCUGAAAGGUGGGAGGGAAUGAAGGCUGCACCCGGGCAGAGGGAACAUCAAGGUCAUUGAAGUGAGCUUCAUGGCUGAAUGGGAAUCUGAACACUGGUCUCUCCCCAGGGACUAGUCUGAUACUCUAACCGCUACACCACGCUGCCCCUCAAAGCAGUAUCAUACCACUUUAAACAAUCACAGUUUCCCCAAAGGAAACUGUAGUAUUUUAAGAGCUGUUGAAAGAUCCAUAUUUAGCAAUCAAUCCCUUUUCACUUUCACAGGGAACUCUGGGAAUUGUAGCUCUGUGAGGGGAAUAAGGGGUCUCCUAAUAACUCUCAGGAUUCUUUGCAUGGAGCCAUGACUGUUUAAAGUGAUACGAUAUUGCUUCAGACGUAUAGCGCAGACCUUAGGCCCAACUUUGGGAUUUUUUAUUUAUUUAACAAUAUCAUUUUCCUUCCUGCUGAGGGGGGCAGGUCAAGGAGGAUUGUGCAGGUCAACACUUCGGUCACUGCUAACCCUCCGUCCAUCAAUGUGAUUCAGAAGAACUGCCAGAGGAACAGAAAGGAGUCUCUUUGUGUGACGGCAAACAUCUGCUUCAGGGUGUCUUCCCGGUCUCUGGGCCCGAGGGACAGCCACUUCAGUGAGUAGCGCCCUCUUGGCAGGCGUGUUGUUGGGGGUGGGCAGGAUCUUCUCCACGGUGUCCUCUGGACUGUUUCUGGGCAGUUAAUGCAUUUGGAGAAAACUUGAAUUGGAGUGUUAUCUGGGUUGCAAGGCAGGAUCUUAAUUUGGGGACGGAAUAACUAAAUAUAAGGUAACUUUUAACUAGAGAUUAUUUACAGGAUAAUGAAUGGGGGCAAUGGAAGGGAAAUUGAUUUGCAAACAGGAUCAGUUGGAAAAUUAACUGGGGGUAAAUUAAUUAACGGGAAGCUGAUUGGGGGCAAUCUGCGGCAGGAGGCAGAUUUGUUGAAGAAUUUAUCCAGGGGGAUAUGGAUGAGAAAUCAGGCAGCUUGCCUUCUGUGAUACUUUAAAUCUAAACUCGUUUUUGUGCCUGUAGGCCUGUGCCCCUAAUCCAGGCAUAGGCAAACUCGGCAAUCCAGAUGUUUUGAGACUACAACUCCCAUCAUCCCUACAGGACCAGUGGUCAGGGAUGAUGGGAGUUAUAGUCCCAAAACAUCUGAAGGGCUGAGUUUACCUAUGCCUGCCCUAAUCUUAAACUACUUUGCAACACCUCUGGGCCAGCUCUUGAGGAGCCUUGCGAUUGGCUGUUGGCUGAUCACAUGACUGAAACUAGGCAUCACCAGCCUAGGACCCUCCAUAAGUUUCUGACUGCAGCUCCCACCAGCCCCAGCCCCCAUGGCCAGUGCCCAAGGAGGAUGGGAAAUGUAGUCCAAGGUUAGCAAAGGCUGGCUUUGCUUGACUCCACUCACUGCUUGGCCCUAGGUAUAAAGUACAACGUCUCCCUGGAUGACAGAAAAUUUGGGGCAAGGGCCGUCUUCGAUGGCAACUCCCAAAAGCUGCUGCAGAAGAGGACCCGGGCCACCGUGGGCAGGACAACCUGCUCGGCAGUCCGUUUCCACGUGAUUGUGAGUACAUUACAAGUGUGGGUGGGUCAGUUCUGACUCCGACUGAUGCAGAUAGAGACCCCAUGGGUCAUCUAGUCCAACCCCCUGCAAUGCAGGAAUCACCGCUAAAAUAUUCCAACCUCUGCUUAAAAACCACCAAGGUGCAUGGUGUUCUCCUGUUUUAAUCUCAGCAAUGCUGUGAAUCUUUACCAGGCCUGCUGUCUAAAGACAACCCUGGAUUUGUUUAUCCUUUGCAGGACACCUCCGAUUACCUGAGGCCGGUUGCAGUCCUGGUGAAGUUCGCACUGAAUGAUGCUGAGCCAGGCCCUGUGCUGGACGAUAAGUCACCCACCAGUGUUAAGAAAUUGGUGAGUAGCACAUGCACAGAUGCCCCUUUACCUGCUGCCCAUGCCGUUCUGCACGUCAAACCAGACCAUCUUUGCUGCAUGUCCUGCAAGACCUGCUUCCUGCUUUGCUAACCUGGGGGGUCAAGAUCAUUUUGGAGAUACUUAAUUCUUGCUAUUACUGAUAUUAUUAUUUUUGUAUUGUUACAAUUAGACCUUAUUAUGACCUACGUGGUAUUUGUAUAACUUUAUUGUAUAGUUACUGAAAUGAAUUUUUAAAAGGAUCUAAUGCAUAUAUGGCUGCUUUUAGAAACAGAGCAGCAUUCCCCCUUUAUGUACCUUGCUUGAGAACUAUAUAGUUGUGUAACCUAUUCAUAUAAGUUAAUCUGUUUUUGAAUCAUGAUUAAUUCAUAAUACAAUAUAAAAUUAAAAUAAGUUAAUAAGUUAAUAAUAUUGUGGAGAGGGGUUUGCAUCACACAGAAUCAUCCUGCCUCUUUCUUUCUCUUUAGAUCCCCUUCUUUAAGGAUUGUGGUGAAGACGAUGAGUGUAUAACAGAUCUGGUGUUGCGAGCUCAGAUGGACAUCACAGGAUCCAGGUAGGAAUUAGAGUGAAAGGUCCCUCUUUCACUACAUCAGGCCAAGCAAGUAGUUCAUCACCUUAGUUCAUCAGUCACUUGCUGGUCCUCCUGGCCCAGGACCCUGUUAAUCCAGUUCCUUCUUAACAGGUGGCAGGAGAUCUGUUGCAGAUGAUAACCAGCUUGAGAAUCAUUUGAUUGGGAGGCUGGGCAGAAAUCAAAACUCCUGCCCUCCUCACCUUUUGCAAGGCAGGCGUUUGCCAUCUCCUCUUCUCGUUCCAGGCAGAAGCCGCACGUGAUCCGCAAAGGGAAGCGGAAAGUCUUGGUGGAUGUCCUGCUGGAGAACAAGCAGGAGAACGCCUACAAUGCCAGUCUGUGGCUCUGGUUUUCCAGAAACCUCCACUUUUCCAGCCUCGUGCUCAAGGUAAGGCAGAGGCCCUGUUCCCGACUGGCGUUCUGCUGUGGUCAAAAGUGGUGGGCUGGAAGCAGAACGAAAUGAUUGCUAGGAUACUGAGGGUCACUCUCUGGCCAGGGACGAUGCUGACUCCAGGAGGACUGAGAGUUGCCAUAGCAUUCUGGAAAGAGAGGCUGUCACAUCUCUGAGGCUUAAAUGUCAUGGUGCCAACCUGAAAACUCCUGUGUGAAUCAUGCAGAUGUGCAUUUUUCACAUCAUUUAUUCUGCUUCUUCAUUUCUUCUUAUUGGGGGGCUGGGGGGGGACUUGAGCUCCAGAAAUUCAGCAGCUCCCCUCACUUCUGAGAUUGCACCAAGGAUUCAAGCUUUGUCUUCGCAGCCAACGGUGCUUUGUCACAAUCACACGGUCUAUGUGUAUGUUUUCUUUUUUAAAAAACAAAAGCAGAGAUUAUGCGACUGUUUACCAAAUCCUGCAGGUUUUCUGUAGCCCAGAAGGUAUACAACCCGGUCUCUGCAGCCCAAGGCUCUGUAAACACCUGUGCGAUAAGCAGAAAUUGAAUGGGCACAGUUUUCUCUAGCACAGAGGUGUAGCAACCUUACGCGUUGGAUCUCUGCCUCCCGUGAACCUUUUUGAAAGCUCUUGCCAGGAAAGCAAAAGGUGGAAACUCAAGUUGAGGAGGCUGGAUCCCAUUCCAUGUGCUUGAUGGUUCUCUCCUUUUGCAGCUUUGCUCUCUCCUUCCUUCCACAGGGGGAGAACUCAGUGAAGGUGGAAUGCACCUCCCCGUCUUCCCAAACCCGAGCUUGCCGUGUGGGCUACCCUGUCUUCAGGUCCUUAGCAAAGGUGAGAGAGAAAGAGCAGCUCUUCAGGAUCACCUUAGAGCGGGGCUCCUUGGAACAUUUCCUAGGUGAACAGUAUUCCAUUUUCUCACGUAGGAAAAAUAAAAUAAAAGACAGCUAAAGGAAGACAUGGGCUGUGUACUCGCUAUACACUUAAAGCACAUGACUGACCCCAAAGUAUCUUAGGAACUGUAGUUUACCUCCCGUGGAGCUACAAUUCCCAGCACUCUUAACAAACUACAAUUCCUAGAGUUCAUUGAGGGAAGCCAAUGUAUGGCACAUACCCAGCUGUGGUACAGAGUUUAUGAAUGGUGUAGAAAAAGCAGAUGCGGAAAUGUUUCUCUCUUUUCUCUCUUUCACAGGUAGCCUUUGUCCUGGAGUUUGAAUUCAGCUGCUCCACCCUUCUGAACAAAGCACAGGUGAAGCUCACAGCCAGCAGGUGAGAACCAGGGAAAGUCAGAAUGAAGGCCAUAGAUAUAGAUAUAUAGAUAUAUAGAUAUAUAUAUAGAUAUAUAGAUAUAUAUAUAUCAAUCACCACCUCUUUAGCUUUGUAUUUAUUUUUGAUUCAGAUUCAUCAUGGCCAGUGACUAGUACAAUACAGUUGUACCUUGGUUGUCAAACUUAAUCCGAUCUGGGAGUCCGUACGACUCCUGGCACCUUUCGACAACCGAGGCGUGGCUUCCGAUUGGCUGCAGGAGCUUCCUGCACUCAGUCAGAAGCCAUGUUGGAUGUUCAGCUUCCGAAAAAAAAUUUGCAAACCGAAACACUCACUUCUGGGUUUGUGGCGCUCGGGAGCUAAAACACCUGAGUACAAAGGCAUUCGAGAACCAAGGUACGACUGUAAAGUUAUUUGGCUUUGCAUUUGACCAACUAAAAGUUGUGUAGAGGAGGGUGGCCCUCAAAAUCAAGGGCCUCAAAACUGAGCCUAAAGAGGAAUGAUUGAGGAAGCUGAGGAUGCUUAGCUUGCAGAAGAGAAGACUAAGAGCUGAUAGGACAGCCAUGUUCAAAUAUCUGAAAGGCUGUCACAUGGGAGAUGGGGCAAGCUUGUUUUCUGCUGCUGCAGAGGACUAAUGAGUUCAAAUUACAAGGAAGAAAUUCUGACUAAACAGAAAGAAUAACUUUCUGACAGGACAGCUGCUUGACAGUGGUGGAUUCCCCUUCACUGGAUGUUUUUAAACAGAGCUUGGAUUGCCUUCUUUAUCUGAGAUUGCUGCAGCACAGGGGUUGGACUUGACGGUUUGGGUCCCUACUAGCCCAACAAUUCUAUGAUUCUAUUAUCUUUCCUGCAGUGACAGCCAUGAAUUGAAUGAGACCCUAACCGACAACAUGGCACAGCCCCUUGCCUAUAUCCGUUAUGAGCCCGACCUUUUGCUGACCAGGUGAGGACCUCUGUGUAGAGUGAGCUGCAUGCAGGUUGAAUAAGAGGAUGGAGCCCCCUCCUUGCAAGGUGUCCCUGGCAGGAUGAUUCAGCUCCCCCAGGGUGGAGAGUAAACCAAAUGUGAACACCAUCAUCACUUGGCUAAUUCAGUCCAAUGGCUACCUUUUAUCUCUGUUGACAUUUGAGGCUCCGGUUCCUCAUGCAGGGAUGCUUUCAGUUCUGACGCAACUCCCCAAAAGGACUACCCUGGCCUGUCUUAAUACUUAGAUUAUCCUUCUAACUGUUGGCUGGCAAGGAAAAAAAUAGGCGCGUAAAGGAGAAUUCCCUGGAUGGCAAUAUCCAAGUUUGGGGCAAGUACUCUUUUGCGAGAGAACCCCUGCAGAGAUGUAAAAUCACAAGAUAUGCAGCAAAGUAUAGGCUGUUUGUUUAAAGGUCUAAUAUGCCCUCCUAAGUUCCAAAACUCCCCUCUUCCCUUAGCAUAGAAAAAGACCACGUUUGGUAAGUUAACAAUGGUUUACUUACAAACUCUUCAAAGGUCAGAUUCAUGUGUUUUCCCAUACAGCGUUGAGAAAACACAGACAGCAAAACUUUGGUAGGUUAGUUUCAAAGUGGUGAAAGUCCCUAAAUUAUUUGUAUAGGAACACAAGGGUGGCUUGCAGAAAGGUCUGAGCUGGGAGCCACCAGUUCCUCUUUACACAUAGGAGUUCACAUGGUAGACUGAGGGAAAUAGUAGACUUGACUUCCUUCCUCUCAAGAUGAAGGGGAGUGACUUAGCUAAGCCUGGCAGGACAGCUUACUCUGUGGCAUAAACCCCUUCAUCCAUUAAUUAGACUUAAGCAUUUUGGUUAUAUGAGACUGGUUAUCCGACACUAAUUUAUCCUACAUUACUUACCUUAGAUGGGUGGGCUGAACUUGACAACCUUUUGAGUUUCAUUAUCUCUAAACAUCCCACGGCACUUAUUGUCAUUAUGGGUGGUCUGAAUACGAGGAUUGGUGAUGACAUCUCUAGGCCUCCCAUUUUCAUAAUAUAUAGAUUGGGAAGAUCUCUUCCUUUUGGAGUAUCCCUCCACGGAUAGCUGCCUGAACCAUCAAGGGAUAUUGGAAUGGAUAUGGAGUUUGGAAAGAAAUGAAGUUACAAUUGAUCUACAUGGCCUACCUUCCAGGGGGAGAAACAGGUGCUAUUAAAGGGUGUCAAUUUAUAAAUACUGUAUUUAUUUAUACCAUUUAUAUCCCACUUUUUUCUUCAUGGAGCUCAAGGUGGCUCACAUGGUUCUCCCCCUCCUCAUUUAAUCCCCACAACAACCCUGUGAGGUAGGUUAGCCUGAGAGUAACUGGCCCAACAUCACCCAGCGAGGUUCAUGGCUGAGUGGGGAUUCGAACCCUGGUCUGACACUCUUAAGUGCUAUAUCACCGUAGGAGAUGAGACUAGGUGGACGGUACAGUCAUACCUCGGGUUGAAGUAGCUUCGGGUUGAGCAUUUUUGGAUUGUGCUCCGUGGCGUCCCAGAAGUAACAGAGCAUGUUACUUCCGGGUUUCGCUGCUCGCGCAGACGCUCAAAAUGACGCAUGCGUGGAAGCGGCGAAUUGCGGCACGUGCAGAUGCAGGUUGCGUUCGCUUCAGGAUGCGAACGGGGCUCCGGAAUGGAUCCUGUUCGCAUCCAGAGGUACCACUCUAUAUGGAUCUUCUUCUUCAGGCAACAAAAGGCCUUGGGUCAUCUCUGUAGAGUGUGCAGUAAGCAAACAAUCUGGGUUAUUUGCAAUGGUUGCCAUGGAGAAAUUGGAAACUGCGGCCUACACAAUCUAGAACUGACCUGGUUUAUUUUCUAUGGUUCUUCUCUCCCUCAGCGAGUCUACCCUGAACCGCUACGAGGUGCAUCCUGUUGGGACAUUUCCAAGCGGUAUGAGCCCUGAGUUUAGGACUACUGUCAAGGUAAAUAAGGAGUUGGGACAGGGUUUGUAUGUCGGCAGUAAAACAGGGAAGGGUGGCCUAUUUUCUCUCUGGCAGGGCUCCUCUGCAGAAUAUCACGCUUUAUCAUUAGCGGCAUUAGUAAGGCAGCGGCGAACCUGUGCCUGGGCUGGACCACCUCAGAUCGCAGGUAGGGGCUCCUCUAUGUAAAAUAGACAAGCAUAUCUCUGUGUAGAAGUCUAGCCUAUCAGGGGUCUAAGUCUCGAAGCUUAAUUCAGACUGCAGGACUCACAUGACUAAAUGCUUCUCCAGCAGACCCAGGCAAAUUGAGGUACCAAUGCUUUAAGAUCAGGGCUGGCCCUCCAGAAUCAUAGAAUCAUAGAGUUGGAAGAGACCACAAGGGCCAUCGAGUCCAACCCCCUGCCAAGCAGGAAACAAAAAAGCUUUUGAGCUCCCAUUCCCAUCAGCCCCCUGGCCAGCAUGGCCAAUGGUCAGGGACGAUCAGAGCCCAAUAACAUUUAGAAGGCCACAGGCUCCCCUCUCUUUCUUUUGGGCACCUGGUUCCACAGACACACCUGUUGAUUUAUUACUGUGACCAUCUUUCUUCUCACCACUGCAAUGCCCAAAAGAAAAAGAAGAAAAGCAACUGGCAAAGGCACUGUUCACUCCUGUGGGUUCAGAGACUGAGUUUAUAUCUCCUGCACAAUCAGAUUUUCAAAGUUCAGCUUAGAGAAAUCCAGAGUUUCAGAUUCCAGUUUCCAAAAAUGGUGACCCUACAUGAUUAUUUUUUUUAAAGCUUUGUGCAGUUUUUUGCUUCAUCUAUUGAACACUCUUCUCAUCCCUGUAGGUGCAAAACCUUGGCUGUUAUGCGGUGGAGAAUCUCUCCCUUGUCAUGGACCUGCCUGCCACAGCCUAUCAGAACAGUGAAUUCCUCUCCGUCACACGCAUCAUUGCAGAUAACGUGAGUCACUAGGCCUUCACCAGUAUAAGUGUUUCAGGGCCUCUGUUCUUGCUGUCGUUUGAGGUCUUAUGGGAAAAUUCCAAAUGACACUUUCCUGCUCAUGGGACAGCAAGUUCUCUUGCACAGCCCUGGCAAUGCACCACAUAUGACAUCGGGAUAGAUUGGGCCCAGAAGGCUACUGCUGCUGAUCUGCUCAGUUUCAAAAUCUGCAAUCUGGUUUAGAGUGAACACCUACUAACUUGCGGGCAAAGGAUGUUCUUGUGCUUGCCAUUGGGGCAUCUGGUUGACCACUGUGAGAGCAGGAUGCUGGACUAGAUAGGCCCCCUUUGGCCUGAUCCAGCGACCAGACUCUCCCUAUGCUCAUGGUUCACAAGGUCCUCUUAUACAAGUCCUUAGAUCUAAAUGUUCUAAAAGCCCAGCUUUAGUAAAGUUUAAUUUGCAAACAGCUCUGACCACUUCCUCUAGCACUUUGGGUUCAGUAGGUUCUUCUUAAUUUUAGCUGGCUGCUGAGCAGGGCUUUUCUUCAGCCAGAAUUUGCCAGAACUCAGUUCCAGCACCUCUUAGGUGGGUGCCAUUGCCAUUAUACAAGAACAAAGACAGUGUUCAUGGUGAGUUCCGGCACCUCUUUUUCUAGAAAAAUAGCACUGCUGUUUAGGACAUCUUAAUGCCAAAAGAGAUGAGACAGAGAGCGCAAAACGAGAAGGGGCCAAACAUGAAUAAGGGGAGGGAAGGAAAUCCGCUCCUGUUCAGAGGCCUGGGUGCAGAGGCCUGCUGAAGGUGCUCAAGGAAAAGCUUAGAAGGACCCCUCACACAUAGUGAUGUCCCUUUCCAUUUUCCAGGUGACCUGCACCAUGCAAAAUCUGACAGAGGCCUCUCAAAAUGCAGCUGGUGGUGUGAUGAUCCCUGUUCAUCCAGAAGAACUUGUGCACGUAGAGAAACUGGUGAGUGCCAUGUUAGCAGACCUUGCAGCUUGGGUGAAUUUGAUUGAAGUUGCUGGAGUUUAAAGGCUUUAUUCAUGCAGGAACUAUGUACAAUAUGAGUGGAGAUGACAGAGAAAAUAAUAGAUGUCUGGAGAGAAUAGCAAACAAAAUGGCUCAGCUUUUAUGGGUAAAGUUAACAUAGACAUAAAAACUACAAACAGGUGCUGGCCAGAUUGCAACACAAAGUGUGCCCUCAUGUGGUUUAAAGUAACUCAAGAGAAGGAGAUGUUAUUUGCCUUAUUCCAACUUUCCCUCCUUUGGCUUCCUCACUGUGACUCAGGCAGCUUCAAGACUGGCUGUCUCUAUCAUAACCUAACUGUUGCUUUUCCAUUGCAAGCAUUUUAGUGCAAACUAAAAGGUCAGUUAAAAUUGUUUUAACACAAUUUAAAAUGCUACCAUCCAGAAAGGUAAAUAGGGAGAGUACCAAGUGGAGAUAUUCCCCCCCACCCCAUUUUAUGUUGCAUCCACGAUUGCAGAAUGUGUACAGUAAUUUUUACUUAUUUGUUUGUUUGUUUAGAUUUCAUGAGAACCAUUUACCGCUUGAUUGUUUUUUAAAAAACCUUCAUAGCGAUUUAGAAAGAAAAUAAAGCAAUACAAUUAUUAGUAAAAACAGUUAACAGCAUAUAUUUUAAAACAUACAGUGGUACCUCGGAUUACAGACGCUUCAGGGUUCCGCUAACCCACAAAUAGUACCUCAGGUUAAGAACUUUGCUUCAGGAUGAGAACAGGAAUCGUGCGACAGUGGUGUGGCAGCAGUGGGAGGCCCCAUUAGCUAAAGUGGUGCUUCAGGUUAAGAACAGUUUCAGGUUAAGAACAGACCUCCAGAACGAAUUAAGUUCUUAACCCGAGGUACCACUGUAAAGUAAAAUCAGCAAUAAACUAAAACAGAUUAAAACCCCUAAACCUACCACAUGCACACCAUGUUACCAAUGAAAACCACCCCAUAACCACCCCAUUUGGGCCUGGUAAAAGAGGGGGCUACUCACCCCCUCCACUGCAUAAUGUUAUUUGGAUUUUUGAAGCCCGAGAGAAGAAUUGAUCUUCCAGUUGCAGGCUUAAAGGAGGACAGCAAGGAUUGGGUGCUACUAAUGGGGUGCUAGCCAGGGUUGUGCAGUGGUUACGGUGUUGGACUAGUAACUGGGAGACUAGGGUUCAAAUCCCCACUCAGCCAUGAGGCUCCCUGGGUAACUCGGAACACAGUCACUGCCUCUCAGCCUCACAGGGUUGUUGUGGGGAUUAGAUGAGGAGGGCUGGAGAACGUUGAUCUCCUUGGAGGAAAAAAGGUGGGGCUUAAAUAUGCAACAUAUAAUCAAAUAAAUAAUGCACCCACAUCUGGAAGCAGCCUAGGUUGUGAAGCGGGGAAGGUUGGGGAAAGGUACAGAAAAUGCCUAGAAUUCUGCCCACACUUUGAUUGGGUUUUGGGUGGAACGAGCAGAGGCAAAGAAAGGGCUGAGGUCUCUCUUUCCUGCCAGAAUUGCACCAACGCCAGAUGCCAAGUGGUGAAGUGUGAGCUGCCGCACAUCGAGAGGAACGCGGAAGUCUCCAUCCACCUGCUGAGAGCGGUUCACAAUGAGUUUUUCAGGAGGGUGAGUGCAGACUUUGUACCCUCUCUCAUGCAUGCACCCCUGAAUUACUGCUUAAGAGGGUCUUAUAUGCCCUUUGCUGGUAGCAUGGGAAAAUCUGGACUGAAUGUGUUUGUGUGCAUAGGUAGGUACGUAGGUAGGUAGGUGCAGGCUGUCACGACAAUGACUGUGUGGACCCUGCAUAAAACCUGCAUGUCCAAUUUGUUCAGAUACAGCAGUAAACUCCCCUGGAAUCACCUGCUGAGUUUGAGUGUCACCAGAAUAGAAUUCCUUCUUUGCUUUGUUCAAGAACGCAACAGGGUUAGAGAGCAUCUGGUAGCAGGUUGAGGCUGCGAUGGUGGUUGUGGAAUGCAACUCCUAAAAAGGCAAACUUGCCUCUGUUCAGUAAAGCAGUGUUGUGCUGAGAAUCCAGGGGCAUCACAACCUCUCAGUCUUAGAGGAUUGUUGUGGGGUAAGGGAGAGCCAUAUGCACCACACUCCCUUGGAGGAUAAAUGCAAGAAUGAAAUAAAUAAAAAUAAAUGCACUUGCCAGCUGGGAACCUGCCUUGGGAGGCUCUUCUUCUUCUUCUUCUUAACACCCCUCUUGUUUCUUUCUUUCCAUCUCAUGGACGAAGGCUAAAUUCAAGACUGUGAAGGUUGUGAGCAGGUUCACACUGACCAGCCAAGAAGAGGAGAGCCUCCUUCUGCUGCCAGAGGCUGCCCAUCAACGGGAGGUAGGAGGGGCUGCUGGCCUUUCCAAGGCUGGGGUGGUGGUGGUGGUGGUUCAAGCUGCAGCAGCUUCUGCGUCAUAGCAAAAAAAAAUUCCCCUUAAGAAUGAAUGGAAAUUGUUGACUUUGUUAUGCAAGUGAAUGAUUUCCAGGGAAUGCAAUGUGUAUGGUAAGCGGGACCUGUCUGUAUGUAUUCACAAUCGCAAUAAGGGAUGAAAGCUUGGUGUGUUUUUUUUAAAAAGAGUUGAGUGCAUUGGGCUUAGGCUUAAGAGAAAUCAGUGAGAAAACCCUGUUCAUGUCAACUGCUCUCUUGCUGUCUUUGUGAUGCCCUUUCAGUCUGAGCUAACCAGCUCUGAAUCCUCAUCACGCCUCCCAACACUACCAGUGGGCUUUUUGCUGGGAUUCAGCAGAUUUCUCCCCUUUCUCGUUGCAGACCAUCUUGGAGAUCAUCCAGACCAAUCUGGUCCCUCUUUCGCUCUGGAUCCUGAUUGGCAGCAUCAUUGGGGGGCUCCUGCUGCUGGCUCUGAUUAUCAUCUGUUUGUGGAGGGUAAGAGUCAUGCUAACGGCCUCCGGUUGCACCUGCACAGGGAGACAAGCUUAAACAGGUCACAUGACUAGUUUGGCCUUCUAGCUUAUGGAUUCUUAAUUGCUGAGACACAGCACCAAAAGAAAAAUCACAUGGUACAAAAUUCCUGGGACUGUCGACACAGGCAGGGGGGAAGUUCCCUUUCCGCAGCCUGGUGCCUUCCAGAUGUUUUGGACUACAACUCCCAGGAAUCGUGGUCUGAAACAUUUGGAGGUCACCAUAGGGACAUCAGAAGAGCCUGUUGGAUCUGGCCAAAGAGGGCCCUUCUAGUCCAGCAUCCUGUUCUCACAGUGGUCAACCAUGUGCAAUACUCUUCCCUGCUGUAGUUUCCAGCAACUGGUAUUCAGAAGCCUUGCUGCCUCCAACUGUGGAGGCAGAGGAUAGCCAUUGCAGCUAGUAGGUGGCGAAGGGAACCCUACAUAAAGAGAACCUAGUGGGCCAGGGAGAGAUUUAAAUUCUAGCUUUCUGUUUAUUCCCAAAGGUUCAUGAAAACUGAGAUUGACACAAGAGUAUUGCAGCUACAUACAAUUAUCCACCUGUGGUUGAAAGUGGUACAGUCCUAGGCAUUCUCUACCACCUGAUUUUUCUCUAUGGAGACAGAGCAGCACAAAGAUUCAUCUCGGGGAAAUUUUCAGGCUUGUUUUCAGGUGGGAUUCAAUCUCAUACCAGAAAAUUCAGGCUGCAAAAUUAUAGCUGAUUCAGAGCUCUUCCACAGCAAGCCCCAGAACAGUUUGGCCCUUUUGCAAUAUGGAAAAUGAUGGGAAUGCACAGGAAAAUGUGAGGUGCUGCUUGCUUUGACUCAGAGCCAUCUAACCUCCCUGCAGACAAAUCAGGAUGAAUGCUCAAUAUAUAGUAGGUUGUUUAGAGAGCCCUGAACCCAAGACAUCAGAAGACUAGGUUCCCUGUAGCUGAAAAACAAAACAUCUUUUUCUCAUGCUAAUCUAUAUAUUCUUCUUCUGCUCCCUUUUCCUUUACCACCUCCUCCAGCUUGGAUUUUUUGCACACAAAAAACCUGGGGAAGAAGAGAAAGAAGAACAAUAAAACAUGGAAUUUGAGCAAGGACUCAAGCAAGGGCUUCACACAGGAAAAAUGAGCAAGGGGAGAAAAUCCAGUGGGUGGUUGCUGCUGCCCUCCUUUGACUCCUUGUAAAAAGUGAUGGAAGAUCCAGCAGUUCUGAAGACAAUCUGCAAUCUCAUAGCAUCCUUUUGCUUUUGGGAAGCUAAGAAAAUGCAACAACCUUCCCCCCGUGUUGGAGCCACAAUUAAACACACCAAUACACACACUUUGGUCUUCAGACUGGGGUGGGUAAACAUCCAAUUUUGCUUCCCAUGUUCAGGGAGUGGAGAAAAAGUAGUGCGUGCAGGCCAGCUUAGGCCCAACCCUUCAAGGUGACAAGACAACAGAGAUAUGGGUUUCAAAGAUGGCUCCUUCCCCGUGAAAAGUGACUUAAGUGCUCAAAUCAUGUGGAGCAUCUCUAUUCCAGAUACUUUCUUCAUGCAUUGCAGGAGGUCUCCUUUCUAACUCUACAAUUCAAUAGUUUCCAUCAGUCCUUUGGGAUGCAGCAGCUUGUCUUGACAAGGUGGAGCGUCUCUCGUCUCCCUCGAACAGAACUUUGUUGCAUAGAAGCAAAAAAGAAUUUUACAUAGUCCUGUAUUCCUGUUACCUUUUGGGUGUGUUGGUGGCUGGUGCAGAGCAGCCUCAUUCACUUGGAAUUGCAAAAGGGUAGGGCCCUUUGGUUUGGCAGCUGUGAGCACCAUCAGGAAAUCAGGGGAAUGGUUUGUGCCCGUUGCUUGGCUUGUCCGGAUGGAGGAUAGAGAGGGGCAUGUGCCAGUGGCUGUGGAACCCAGCCCCUUGUAAAAAAGGUAAAAUUUGCAUAUAUUGCUGCACCCACUUUUGUGCCUGGCCCCACCCACCACUGGCAGGUGGCUUCCAGAAGGGGAUUUGGCCCUUGGCCUGAAAAAGGCCCCCAACGCUCUCCUUCCCUGUGUGCAACCAGAGGCUUACAAACUGCCCACCAAGUGCAUGGAGCUGCCUUCUGGCCACAAAUGGGAGAAUGAGAUCAGAACAUAAGAGCCCUGCUGGAUCAGGCCAAUAGCCUAUCUAGCCCAGCCUCUUGGUGGUCAACCAGAUGCCCCAAAGGGAAACCCAUGAGCAGGAGGACCCAAGCACAAGAGUCCUCCCCUCCUAUGGUUUCCAGCAACUGGUAUUCAGAAGCAUUGCUGCCUCCCAACUCUGGUGGCAGAGCAGAGCCAUCAUGGCUGGCAGCCACCGACAGUCUCCUUCUCCUCCGUGAGCUGAUCCAAUCCUCUUUUAAAGUCAUCCAAGUUGGUGGCCAUCAUGGCCUCCUGUGGGAGAGUUCCAUAGUUUUAACUAUGUGCUGUGUGAAGUUGUAGGCUUACCCAAUGCCAAUGGAUGUGCCAACCUCCCACUGUGAGCCAGGAUUGCAAUGGAAGGUGAUGGGCAAGGGAUGGGAUAAAGUCGAGGUGCGUGCUGUUCUCCCUACUGCUGUCUUUUUUUGAACUUGUUUGUGCAACGGAAAUGUAAGGAUUUGCUUGUCCAGCCCCAGCAAAUGUCUCACCAGAAGCCCAUCGUGAAGCUCACAAAGAUGAGAGCCAGGAGGUAACUGGUUUCCCUCUUAGGCCAAAUAAUUUUGCACCGCCAUUAAGCUGCAUGAAUUGAAUAAACAAGUUUCUCUCCCCCACAGUAUUCAUUCUGCUUUGUCGGUCAUGGAGAGGGACACAGAGGCACUGCACCUCUUUGCUGGUCCCAUGAGAAGCUCAGUCUUUGUUAAGGUACAAAUAUAGGAGGAAUCACCAUGGAUGCCAAUGCCACUGAAAUCUCAAGAGCCAUGAUCCAGGGAAGGGAAAGAGGCAUGCAGAGCCCUGGUGUCCAGAUUGUGGGGAAGCCUGUUGGGCCAACCUCCCUCCCUGCUGUCUGUAGGGUCUGGGGAUUUUACCAGGCAUUGCCCACAUACUCUCAUGCCUUUCGUUUGCAACCUUAAUAAGGGCCAGAUGUUUUGCCUCUAUGUCAGUAGCUCCAAACGUGAAUCCAAAUUUAAUGAUUUAGGACAAACUAAAAUAACUCAAGCAAUGAGCCAGCUUUCAGGUUCCUCAGAAUGCUUCUUCAGGCUGAUGCUAGCCACAAGGGGGAACAUUCCUGGAAAUGGUUGAAGUGAGGGGUGGGGGAGCCCAAGAUGACUGUUUUAAUUAGUUAGGAGAAGUUAGUUUAAGCUAGUUAGGAGGAGGAAGAGAACUUAUGCAAAUGAGGUUAGACAACCAAGUGCAAAAGAUGUCGCUGGUGGCCCCAAAGCCUGGGGAAGAUUUCUGGGAUGCUAAAAAGCUUGCUCACACCUUCAUCACAGUUUCCAGUUGGUCCUAAUAAGUAGUGUGCAUCCUACAUGUGCACUUGGAUUUUUAUUUUCAUGAAGCCAGGAAAACUACCUGUCCCCCCCCCCAAUGUUUUAGAGAAUAAUUCAACUGUCCAGGAAAAUGACCCUAGGAAUGGACCUUCGACUAUGUAAAAUGAUAGGGCCUUAGCAGGGUGAGGAUGUACAUGCCCUCCAGCCAUUAGGCAAAACUAUGAAAUUUGGUUACUUUGACAUUUAUUUAGUUGGUCCUAAUAAAGGCUUUUUUCCAACU